Pocillopora meandrina is the source of this 56365-nucleotide messenger RNA. The record is from the annotation of a GenBank genome assembly. NCBI's taxonomy places the organism in Eukaryota, Metazoa, Cnidaria, Anthozoa, Scleractinia, Pocilloporidae.
AUGCAGUGCCCAAACUGUGGACUUCCAGACUUGAAAGAGACUUUUAAAUGGUGCCCAGAAUGUUGUUUUUGUCUGCAGCCUGGUCAGAGUAAUCCACAUGGCCAGGGUAAGAUUGUUCCAAAUUCAACGGGAGAGCAGCCGCGAAGCGAUGCUUCGGCAAGAGGACACGACUUUGGGGACGGGAAAGGACACGUUGAAGGUAAAUUGUGCCAUCAUGGAUGGUAAAUAAGACUUUUCUUCGAAAUCUUGUUCAAAUUCAACACAUUCCAUGAUCUGAUUAGGACUUCGUCUGGCCUGAGAUGAUUAAUUUAUGGCGAACGGUCCGCUUGGGGGAAACAAUUUGGUUAUUUGUACAUUUAAAACAUGGCAUUUGAAACAUGACUUAAGCUUAUUUAGCUUGAAUGUAUUUACUGAAAGAUUUCCCUCUUUCUAUUUUAUCGACAAGCAAAGUUUAAUUAUUGAUCUCAAUGAUGCAUUAUUCCGAGUUCUUCAAAAGUGAAAGUGGUUCAAAGUGAUUAUUUCCUUGUGAUAAUUUAUUCAGAUAAUAAACCACUCCCGGAAGCACUCAAUCGUAACACAUUUAUUGAUUAUUUCACGGUUGGUGAGCGCGGACGAUUUUUAUUCACAACGAGUGAAUAAAAUUAGUACAAGCGAACUAACCGUGAAAUGACUUAUUUAUUUUGUACAUACCGAGAUUCAUAAGCGAACAGAACUCAUAGAUAAACAUAUCUUUAUUAUCUUUCAAAGGAAAACAACGCGCGGUCUGACCGCCUCACAGUUCGAGAGUUGCACUGAAAUGGCUUCCUUGUAAAAUACUUUACAUUUAAAUUAUCAAGCAAAAAUACCGUUAAAAGGAAGAACUAGUUAGAAUAAAAAUUUCUGCACAGCCCCAUGCUAUUUUAAAACAAAUUUGUUUUCCCAAUGGCAAUGUGUUGUUUUCGUCAUUGUUUUCUCUAUCCAAGAACUGAAUGCAUAAUGUAGGAUGGGGCUUUGCAGAAAUUUUUACCUGAAAUAGUUCUACUAUUUCAAGUAGAUUGUUGUCAAGAGAAUCGCCAAAAUUACAAUGCCUUGCCUGUUGACAAAGGCAGAUGAAAAACUUGUCAACUGGUUCAUCAUCAAUUGGCACCAAUUGUCAAUACAAGUGGUGCUCAAAUGGAAUAUUUCUUCGCACAGGAAAUGAUAAUUAAGCUUCCUAAAACACACUGUGUACAGAUCUUGAUCUCUCUCUAGUUCUGAGUCAAAAAUAUCUUCAAAAAUAUCCUCUACCUCCAUUCCUGCGAGGUGCAGGAGCAGCAAAGUUUUCUUUCUUAAGCUAUUUACACCUUUCCCUUCAGCAUUGCCAGACAACUGCUUGCCCCACCAUUUUUCCCUAACGUUUCAACCUCCUGUGAUAAGCAUAGAAAAUUGAAAAGAAAAUUCAUUUUCAACCUGUGUUUAAACCUGUUAUUUUUUUUACUUUUUCUAUUUUGGGAAUUCUUGUUUCAUGAUUGUCCUCUGGCUUGGAAUACACAGCAUCUCUUGGAGAUUUUUUUCUGUUAUUUAAUUCAGCAACCUCAGUUGUAACUGCAUAUAAUGUAGGUGUCUUUAAGCAACUGUCUAUGAUCCAAGCAACUCCAGCUAAUGAAAUAUAUUUAAUUUGUCUAACAUUUUUUCUUGUGUUGUGAAAGUUUGAUUUUAAGGAAGACUAGCUAGAACUAGAAUAUCAUAAUUAAAACUUGAUUACUUUGAAUUUGAUCAUGAAGACAUUUUUUGUAGAGAACUUUAGAUAAUACCUGGAUUUCAUUUGUAUAUUGCAGAAAUCAAUUCCAAACAUCAAAUAAGUUUUCUCUUUAGUGCAGAAGUUGACUUGAUAUAUUGUUACUGGCUAUAUUAAAUAGGUUGAAAGGUUUUAGAUGGUAUUUUCUCUGCAUUUACUGGACAGUGGAGUUGUUGCAACAUGAUAAAGGUUUCAUUUAACUAUCUAUUGGCCUUUGUAUUAUAUUUCAACCAAACCAUUUUCCACAACUUUUAAACACCAUUACAAAACAAUUAGUCAGGGAAACACCUCUGCAAGAUUUCAUGUAAUUAUUUUAACUGCAUGAAUAUUAACUGAUACUAGGAAUCUAAGAAUAUUCAUAAUAAUAUAUAAUUUGGUUGAAAAAUUAGAAUUAAGCAUAGGCCAGAUCCACAAGAUUCUUAGAAAAAUAAAUGUGUACUAAUGAAAAAGCUUGACAAACUUUUUUCAACAGCUGCUUGUCCCUGUAUGGCACAUAUAGGAAAGUCAGUGGAAGUAUUUAUAAUCCUGGUAUGAAUGUUUAAAGUGCAUGUGCUUGAAUGCAGUUUAGGUUAGUGAGGUAAAAUUGAGUCAAACUUUCAUAUGAUGACAGGAUCAAGAAAUUUCCACCAAUAAUUUAUAAGGUUAGACUACCUGGAAUAAUGGGAAAAAUCAUUGUUUUACAAGAAAAUAAUGAUGGAGAAUUGAUAGCAAACCACAGCCCUGGGUCUGUCAUAACUUUUAAAUUUAAGAGAGUGCUUAAAAAAUAGCAAUUUGUUCAUGCACAAAAGAAGUAUCUGAUAAGAAGGCAGGCUUUCCUUUCUUUACUAAAAAAAAUACAGAGGUUAUCAUCUUUCACAAGCUCAGUGCACAGUAAGAUUGAACGAGACUGACAGUGACUCUUAUCUGAGUAAAUUUACAGAGGUCGACCAAAAGAAAAUUGGCUAAAGGCGACAGAUUCGAAAGCGCUCACAUGCUCAGACACUGAUCUUGGCAGAGUUAUAUCCCAUUGUGUAAUCUUACUUGAAAGAUUUCUAUUUUUCAAUUUCAGAGAUUGAUUCUCCAAUUUCCAGCCAAAACAUUUCUUUUCCAGGAAAAAAUUAUCAUACCAUAAGCAUGUUCAUCUUAACCUUAGUAGUAAGUACGCCUUGAGAUGUUGAACGAAGAGAAAUGCCUCCAUGUUUUGUGUGACAAACCAUUUCCUGAAGUUCGAACUAAUCGAGUUGAAUGCAUGAGAGUAUGGCGCUGAAAAGUACCAUUACUAAACAAAUUCACCCCUUUUGCAGUAGGACUAACUCCAUUUUACCCGUUUGGUUGGUUAGUUCCAGGUUUAAAUCCUAUACAAGGGUAGCUAAGGUAGUAACAGUGAUGAUAUCACAGAAAAUCAGACCAAGUUUGAUGACUCUGUUGAAAAAUGGAAUUUCUCACAGUUCAUGUGAUAGAAUUUUGAUAAUGGCACUUAUUUGAUAGUUAGAAAUUUGAUCUCAUGUUUUACUGGUGGAGUUUGCGGGAGAUCAAUUUUAUUCAUCUGUAGAAGAUGUUGGCUUACAUGGGGGUGAGUUAGCGUAUGUGUGGUGACAGUUGUCGUAAGAAUUCAUUUUGUCUCUCCUUCCCUGUCUUUGUCAAAAGUAGACAGUACUUGGUGGCAAAGACUUAUGUGCAAAAUAUAAAUGGCCUAGCCCAUGGAGUCUCUGUGGCUUAGAGGUGGAGUGUUGGGGCUUGGAACCCAAAGGUCUAGGGUCUCAUGGGGUUUUAAUUUUUUUCUUUUUACCACGUUUAUGGCAAGACAAAACAUCUUUCCCAAUAUGGACAUUGUAUGUGAUACUGUGGGGAUACCCACUUCAUGUACUCAAAGAGCAUGUUAUUGCAAAUAGACAAAAAUACUAGAAAUUGAUAUUUGCUCUUCUUCAGUUCAUGCAAUGCUAUGUUCAGAUUAUGAUAUACUCCUAAACAGAAUAUGAAAGAUGGUAAAUUGUGAGACUCGAGAUGAAAUGGAGCAAUAAAGCAUAAGAAAGAUCUUACUCUGUUUACACACAUAUGAAGUGACUGAUUAAUGACUGUGAAUAUUUGAAUAUCAUAUAUUUGAGCUGCUGGUUAAUUAAGGAAGAUUAAAGUGAUCUUUGCAGUGAUGAGCACUACUUAAUCAGACACUUAUAUGUCUGAAAUAUGCACAUUUAGUACCUAUCUCAAGGAUCAAAGAAAUGCCUGGAAAGUCGCUGACUUGAUAACGUGGAAAAUGCCAUCAUUGACAAAAAUACCAUCAUUGACAAAACUUGCAUUCUCAUAUUUUUUUUUUGUUCUGACAAGUAUCAGAGAGGAACAAUGAAUAAAACAUGAAUUUAUUCCACACAUUCAUGAGUUGAUCAUGUGUGCCCUUGAAAUUUAUUUCUUUUUUUUUUUUGCUUUUUUGCUGCUUACCAAUAAUUUCCUCAAAGUGGAUGUAUGAUGUUAACCUUCUACACUUUUACUCUCUUGUAAUUGACUGAAAGCUACAUGUUGCGGAUAAAAACAUCUUUUGUUAACCUGUUUCGAAGCAGUUUGAUAACCCCCCCUCUGGUGAGCUAUCUGAAAAACUAAAUCCCAUUUAAGUAGGUUUUUGAAUUGUUUUUUCUUAUUUUUUGCACUCAGGUGAUGGUCAAAAUCAACAGUGCCUGCUUUCAUACAGAGAUGAGCAUGGGACCCUGAUGAGUCAACAAGCACAGCCCACAAUUCACACGGGUCAUCUAGACAUCGAGGGUGGCUCCUCCCAAGUCGAUCGAUCGGCGGAGAGACAGAAUAAGUCACCAGAAAGCCAUCUUCAUUCAGCGAACUCCUCAUCAACUUCCCAUUCGCCGACAGCCUCAAUUUCUAUGGGUGACAGUGGUCUGCCCCGUAAGGCUGACGCCUCCGCCCACAUGAAGAUAGCAAUGUCGGGUUCAGGGGACAAACCAGGUAAUGCUGAGCCAACAGCCGCAAAGCUGGAUUUUGUCGACAGAAUGACGUUACAUGAAGGAUCUGCAGGAAAUGUUGACAGCAAAAUCAUCAUGAAAGAUAAUACAACUAGUGGUGAAAGCGUGAGAGGCCCAGCUGAGCUUAAACAGGGUGACGUUGAUACUGAUCCGACAGAAAGUGAUGAUGGAGUAAAUAACGCAAAGAAAGAGGUCAUGGAGUUAAAGAGAAGAGAAGAGAGAGAAGCAGAUCUUACAACCGACAGUAACGUCACUGAAAACUUUCAACAAUCCAAGGUGCAACUCCCUUUCAAUUCAGCAUCUCAAAAAGACACUGGAAACAAAUUGGUUGGAGUAGGAAAUGUUUCCCUGUUCGCUGUGCUCGCUCUAAUAUUUAAAGAACACUUUUUUCCAGGGGUUGUAGAACCCUAUCCGUGGCUCUGCAAUUUCUGUGGUAGGAUGAGAAGAUACAGGAGUAGUAUUACAUGUUUCAAAGCAGUUUGAUUACCCCCCCCCCUCCCCCCCGUCCCCUCUGGUGAGCUCUCUGAACAAUAAAUCCUAUUUGAUUAGUGAUUUUUUUAAUUUUACACUCAGAUGAUGGUGAAAAUCAGCAGUGCCUGCCCUCAUACAAAGUUGAGUAUGGGUCAAAAUGAUUUUGGAACAAAUAACACAAAGAAAGAGGUCAUAAAGUCAAAGAAAUCACCAGAUGAUGACCUGGUGACUCCAGCUGGCGAAAAACAAAAGGGUAACGAGAGAGAAGCAGUUAAGACGGCCGACAGGAACGUCGCUGAAAAUAUUCAACAAUCCAAGGUGCAAUCCCCUUUCAAUUCAGCAUCUCAAAAAGACACCGGAAACGAAUCGGUUGAGGUAGAAAUGUCUCCCUGUUUACCACGCUCGCUCUACGAUCUUAAACGGAACACUUUUUUCCAGGGGUUGUAGAACCCUAUCCAUUGUUUUGCAAUUUCUGUGGUAGGAUCAACUCUCAUGGGAUGAAGCCGAAUUAGUAUUUUCCUAAUAUGUCUAUGCCAAACUGGCUGAGAGAAAUUAUCUUUGUACUACGUGACUAAGAUUCAUUAUGUUACUUUUUUCUAAAAAACGUAGGUGCAAGGGAAAGAAGAUGCAAAGGCUUCAAGUGAAAACUCACAAUCCUCCAAGAGCGGAAAUGAAAAUCUGAACGGUGGCCGGGGAAAAGUCGAGACCGUCACCCAUGUCAAUUCACCACCAGAAGGAAAAGAAAUCGUCUUAAAAGAUCCUCUCGGAGGCGCAGGGAACGUAGGCGAUGGCGAAGAAAGAGCUGAGGUUAAAAUAAAUUCAACGAGGUUACUUAAAAGUGAAUUAUCUUGCGCAGAUAAGAAGGUAGCAUAUGGAUUUCUGAUUGGAACGUCAGGGAAAAAUGUUGAAGACUAUCGGCUGAGUGAACAAGAUAACCCAGCUCCUCUUCUUUACGAAGAAUAUAAAAUUCUUUCUUGUCACUGUAAAUUGCCCAUUACUGUCUAACACAGCUUAGCGUGGCGGUAUGUUAACACCAAGAAUGGCAUCUAUUUUUUAUUAUAGAGAGGUACUUUUCUAGAGAAACUUUGGUGCUGGGUCGGUGGGAGAGUAUGACAAGAUAAAUUUGGUUUUAUCAACUGAGUUGAUAAGGUAAAUUGGCCACCGUAACGAUUUUCAAAGCUGACUUUUCGAGCGUUAGCCCUGCGUCAUAGCGGAUGAAGGGAUUGUGGGUUGUGUGUGUGUUUAUAUGCAGAAAAUGGAGCUGUUAAAAGCGUAGCUCCAUUUUGUGCUUAUAAACACACAACCCACAACUCCCCCAUUCGCUUUGACGAAGGGCUUAUCAACUUAGUUGAUUAGCCAAAAUUAUCUAUAUAUUAUCAUGCUUGUUGUAAGUAUUUGAUGCAAUUUCUUUUGCCAGACCACAGAUGAGACAAGAUCUGGAUAUUGGUACCAAAAAGAUAACACUCAUCCGCAAGCAAAUACCACCGCAACCAAUAAAAAGGACAAGGGAAAGAGGAAAGAAGGAAAAACCAGCGUGGCUAGCAAUCAACCUUCAACGUAAGCUAGAAUAUUCUUGAUGAGUACAUUGUUGAAAAUGAGGAAGAAAUACUUUGGUCUACGUGCUUGGCUUAUAGGAAGAAACAUAGAAUAAGCAUCUUUCUAACUUCUUUCAAGCCUUAGGGUCCAUUUACUAAUCAGCGGACUUCUUUUCACAGAACCUCUCCGACGCCAAUUUAUAGUCUGAAGCAGGUGGAACCAGAGGUUGGGGUCACGGUAGUUUUCCAUGUAUUGUUGGUCUCUAAUUUUAAAAUGGAGGAAGUUAGUUUGCACAUUCGUGCAAGCGGAGCUGACUUAGGAAACUUCGAAAUAAACUGCGUCGACAUGGAAUUAGUAAGGUUAGUUUGUUUAAAUUUAUAUUAUAUCUAGGUGAACUCCUCUGAUCAAUUAUUGAUACCUAAAAAAUUUGAGCAUAAGGAUAACUCCAGUUUGGCACAAGCGAUCGACGUUAGUGCUAACCUUUUUAAUCCGAGGCAUACUUAAAGUUAUAUUAGCUCUUCUCUUAAGUGUGCACGCCAGUUCCAGUUCCAGUUCUAGUAUGAUCCUCCAAUCAGUAAAUUUUUUUCUCUGGCAUUAUUGAAUUGUCGUUCAAUCAAUGCUUCGAAGUAAGCUUUUGCUUACGUGCUCCUUUUCACUUGUUCAGUAUGUCAUUAUAACUUAAUGUUUUGAUAUGUUCCAGUAUGUUAUAUCAUUUUUUUACAUGACUCCACAAACUAUGAGACGUUCAGCAAUUUCGAGAUGUUUAUCUAUGGGUCCCUUUGGUGUGGUCGCUUUGAUUUCGCAAAUAGCUUCUCUUUUUUCAUCACAGAGUUGGGACAACAAAAUACAUAACCAAAGUGUAUUAGAUAUUGCCUUCUGAUCACAUUUCUGAGACUGACACUUUUGUUAUAUGUAGGAUAUUACGUACCUGUUACUCUAAAUGUAGUCGAGUGACCCUCGCUUCUUUGAUCUAACUGCGAUCAGCAUGUCAAGAUCCAUACUUUUGCAAAGUUUCAAACAAAUAUGAGUGGUAGGUCCCGGUCUUCUUUUUGUGGGAGAAAAUGAACUUAUAUCGAUAAAAAGCUUACUUCGUCUUAGCAUUUCAUUGAUGUUCUGUGUAGCAUGUAAGGUAACUUGGUCACAACUUACUGAUUGUCAUGAUUACCGUAAUCUGAGUUUUCAAAUUUCUCUGAUUUCGAUUUUUUAUCAGCUCCUGAUAAAAAUAAAAUUAUGUCAAUAAAGGAAACGUUUUAUAAAUUGACUAAUUUGUUUGGAAAGCUCUAAAUAUCAACGGGAUCCUCUCUACAAGCUCAUAACCUUGUUUUUUAGCCGGUUUUAGCCAGUCGGUGGCACUCAUGUGCUAUUGGAAGUGGAAGAUCUAUUUCAGUACCAAUGCAUAAAGCUUAGUGGUUCUUCUUAUAAUUAUAUAGGUGGGACAAAAAUAAAGACAGAAAAAAGCUUAUGCACUUCACUGGUCAGUUCACUCUUACGGUCAGUCGUGCACAAAAAGGAACCAGUUACAAGUACGUGAUAAUCAAGAAGGGAAACGUUGUAUGGGAAGAGCUGGUGGAGUUUCAACCACGCUUUCGUGGAGACAUAAUUGAUCGAUUUUUAUACAUUCCCUCCAAGUACUUGAAACAGGGAGGUGAGAUAUUGGCAUAAUUCUCUUAUUUUUUUCCAGUCGAACCUCCACUACACUCACGGCCUUUUUUCUACAAGGUUCAGCUCCCGACGACGUGCCCUCUCUAGUUUGUCUCGGCAGUCAGUUCAUACUCCAAACCAACUAAUUUCAUCUGUUCCUAUGGUGACCGUUGUGGUGACCCAGACAUCAAAUCGUUAUUAUACUGUGCCUGUGUGUGGAAAGCUGAUAUUACGUGAUAUUAUAGUGACCGUUAUGGUGACCCAGACAUCAAAUCGUUAUUAUACUGUGCCUGUGUGUGGAAAGCUGAUAUUACGUAUCGUAAUAGACUAAUUAACAAGGGGGUCUCGGUCAUGUGUACGGUCGUUAAACAAAAGCACUUUUUGAAGUUUAAUUGUAGGACCGAUAAAUUAGAUUAAAAGACUCUGUUGUGAUGAUGUAGGGAUUGCUGCAACAUCGUAAUUAGAGGGUGAAAUGGACUACAACACCUUCUCCUAGGGAUUUUCUACGGUUAAAAUUGUACCUCUAUCGUAAUUUUGCCUGCUCUUUCAUAGAAAGCAUUAAUGAUAAUGUAUUUCAACUGUUUUAUUUUGGUGGUUAAGAAACGUGGCACCAAUUCGACGGAGUCAGCUACAUUUACUCGGAUAAAGGUUUGUGGGAAACAUUUAAAGGAUGGUUUCGUAGUGACGAAACAGUGGCAAAUCGCACCACAGCAUUACUCGCGUACAUACCAAAUUGGAAGGGUUUUCAUGUUGGUGACACUGGAAAGGAAAUGGAAGCGACAGAAGCAAUUGUGAAGUUAGACAAAGUGGUAGACUGUAUGACCAACGUGUGGAUCAAGCACUCCUACUCCAACCCUGGAAAAGAAAGACCGUCAGAUUUCAAAGCUCUCACGGUAAAGUGUUGAGGAAGUAAAAUCCAUAUCUUACAACAUUUGUUAUUUUUUGUUCCCCUGGUGACGCUUAAAGUGCCAGAUAAUCAGUAAUUUAGUCCAUAUGUUGGGAGAACUUUGAUGUCGAAUGAUUGAGCGAUAAUGAGGUUGAGGACGCAUCGCGAUGAUCGAAACUGUCUUUUGUAGAGAGUAGUACCGAAUUGGAAAACACCCAAAGAAUGAUGUACUUGAUAAAUGGAUAAUGUGGUUGAAGUAAUAAUUUUCUUGCUCUUUUUUUUUGACGAAGGUGUUGGUGGAUCUCUUGCAACCUAAAAUUGAGGAAAACGCUGCAUCUGUGAGCCAGAGUUCUGUGAAAUUUGAGGCUAGGGCCUCAGCACUGGUUUCGUCUCUGGCGAUUCUUCUAAUCUGCAAACAGUUCAAAAUAAAGCUAGAGAGGAAGCAUGUAAUUUCACUUUUGAAAUGCUUGACGCUUGAAGCAGAUCCUACUGACCAAAAGUGUACCUUGUAUGAAAUGGUUCUGCGCGAGUUUAGUGAGGGACUAAGAGAGUAAGUAGUUUCCGUUUUAUAGAAACAGAACCAGCUACUGAAACACCAAACAUAAUUUUAAAAUGAGUGAAAGCGUCGCCACUACAUUUAUAAAAUGUGCUAAAACUUGCAUGUCACGUUUGGUGGUUCAUCUGUCAGUCCGUCCGUGCUCUUUCGUAACUAUGCUACACAACUUAUUUAAAACAGUGCAAUUUUACUUUCCAUAAAGAUUUUGAGGCUCCAGAUUUAAAUAAAAAAUGACGAAGAAAACUCAGUUCUCAUGGUUUUGCUAGCAUAAUUUGAACGUACUGCACAUGGCUCCUCAUUCAAUGUAAAAUACACUGCAAUUAAGACAAAUGAUGAGAAGGAUCACGAGCAUGGUUUGAGUGCAAUUUUUAGUCGUGUGUGGGCUAUAAUGUCGUCCACAUUAUUAUUUUGAAACGACUCGGUAGGUAAGUGACUAAGUUGAAGGAUGGAUUGGAAUUUUGGGGUUUCAUGUGCUUCUAAAGAGAAAAAACACGCGUAGAUAUCCUUCUAAUGUGUGAGUGAAGGCUGCUGUAACGGGAGAGAAAACAAGAGGUAAAUGGUAACUAUUUCUCGUCUCAUUAUUUAAAGUAAUAGAUGGGUAGAGGGGUUGAAAGUAAAACAUUGGUUUUGAUCAGUGACCUUUUAUGAUGGUAUGAACGUUAAUGGAAGGUGACAGUCGCUCUAAGGAACCCAUGAUAGAACUGUUUUCGUGAGGAAAAAAAAAACAAUGAGAUUAACAGUAGUUUCAGUAACUGGUAAAAGUGAUAGUUAAAAUGAUAUUAAGGCGCAAGGUAAUGCUCUUAGACUAUUUCGUUCCGUUUUAGAUCUGCUGCUGAAGGAAUUGAGCAAUUAUGUAACGAAAUCAUGCUGGAAUACUGGAAACAAGAUGCUCUGACGUGGUUAUUGGCUGUACCAUUGCUGCAUUUUUUAAGAGGAGAUUCUAAACCUUUUGAAGAACCUGGUGUUGACGGAUCGUACAGCAAAUUAGAGUGGGUGGGAGCUCAGGGACUGAGAGUAAGAGAAUUUCAAAGAUCAUCAGUAGAGCUGUAAGUAAAUAUGUUGGGAAUCAUUUUAACUAUGUAUGUUUACUGGAACGAAGCAAAUCUGUAGACAACAUUGUUUAAAUUUUCAAUUAGGCAUAAUUUAAUCGUUUCUUUGACUUAAACUAAUCAAGUUGCGAACUUCUGUAUUUUGGAAUAGCAGUGUAAACGGAGCUCAGGUACUGGUCACCUAGAUUAAGUAUAUUAAAACUUUCUUCAUUAAGACUCCUGAGUACUCUCUGCUAAAUGAACUCUUUGAUGUAACUUACUGAAACUAAUGCUUUCGUGGGGGAAAUGACAAUUUCCCCAUUUGAAUUGAGCAAACUAUUUAUAAUUGUAAAAAUGCAAAUUUAAGCGUGAACAACUUAAGUGCAGAGCUUCGCAACAAAGAACAUCACGUCUGAAUAUAAUUGUCCGAUUUUGAAUUUCACACAGAAAUCCAUCAGACAUCUUUCCCAGGCUUACUUCAUCCUUUGAAGUCGACUUCCUGCUGAAAAGAACCGUCCUCCACACCAUUCCUGUAUGGGAACUAGAUAAGAUCAUUGCUUCAAAGAUGUUUCUAAUCUCUGAUAUUUGCGUUGCCCUAGUAACAUACUGUUCACGUGAAACUAUGCCUUUUGACAAGGUAAGAAAGUUUUCAAAUUGUGUCAAAAGUACCCCCAUAAUGUGGUGUGUACCCGGCAAUUCGGACCGAGGAAAUUUUAGUACAUUUAUUAUUCAGGAAAGUGUUCAUGCGUUAAAAUUAAUUUUCUUUUCCUUUUCGCAGUGGAAAAGUGUACUUCAGUGUAUUAGACUGAUGAUUUCUCAGUUAAACUGGAAAAAAGAAUCAACAUGGUAGGUUGCAACGCUCAAUGAAAUUAUACGGGUAACUCGUCAACCUUUCUUAAUAACUUCCGACUAAACUGUCAACCAGCCUCUGUCUACUUGUUUAUGGAAAAAAUAGUGAAUUCCUGAGGCACGGAUCACAACAAGGGUGUUGCUUGGAGCGGAUAAGAGCUGUUAACUUGCUGGUAUAAUAUUUGCAUUCCGCUUUCAAAAGAGGUUGAUGGACCUUUUUAUUAAUUUCUCAGCACUGACUUCAAAGUGGACAAGUUUACAGUUUCAGUAUGUUUACAGCUGGUCGAAGUCUUCCUCAAGAAGUUGAACUUCAGAGACCACGUUGAAGUCAUCUGCCAGACGAUAAAGCUGCUUUUUACAUGUAUUUAUGCGCAUCGACGGGAAUUCGAAGAGAAUCCUGGCCAAGAGAAGAUCCAGAAAAACGAAAGCAUAGUCAUAAACAAGCUGCUAAAGAGCCUUCGGGACAGGUUGUCUAAAGAUCUCGGUAAAGAGAUGUCCUCCUAUUACAAGAGCGACAAUUUAGCCAGGGAACUUUCGGUACGUAGAAAGCAAAAGUAAUGGUAUGAAAGUUAUACUAAAACGUUUACAUAAGAGUGGUUGACAUCGGUCAUCAGUGAUUUAAUUAUGUGUACUUCGAUAAGCUUGGUUAUAUUUUUCAAACUACUCUUUUCAAUCCCUUCUGGUCAUGAUCUAACUCACUGAAGAGGCGUAAUCCACGUGAAAUGCUGAAAAUUUUUCCUUAAUUUUUUUUCCAGUUAUGGAGCGAAUUGCUUUUGGUUGCAGAUGAAAAACAAGGAUUUUCCGCUUAUAGGGAGUUUUUGAUCAAUGAGCUGGAGAACCGUGCAAGGAGGGUAAGAUGGUGACGUUUUGCGAAACUGUUUGGUUUAGGAAAUAGGCAAUAAAGAGGGUUAACAAUAGAGGCAAGAACUUAAACUCGCUGCUUACACUCAUUGCACUUUGCUAAAGCCAAGGAUGUUUUUUUCAAUGGUAAGCCCCUAAUUCGGGAAACAGUUUUAAGUUCCCACCCAUGACAAAAGUUCUUGGACCUUUGUACCUAUAGUUUAAGUCUUUUAUUGAAUCACAAACUUUCAUGAUUACUGAUCCUGGAAGGAUUUAGUAUACUUUUCACAUAUAAUUUUGGUAAAUGGCCCACUUUGGUAACGAGUUCUUUAUGGCUUUCCACCGCGAAAUUAGAACUUGUUAGAGUUCGAACUUUCCAGGGGGACUUUAUUCCACGCUUUUGGCAAUAUUCACAUCUUUCUUUACCUUAUGGAUUGCUUUCUUUUUCCUAGUUGGAGGGAAAAUUCUUGAUUGAAAUUUUUUGUGAAGUAAAUAUGAAUACUCUCGAUAGAGCUGUUGGAGAAUCGUUCACAAAGCUUGCCUUUCAAGCAGUGGAAAAGAUUAUUAAUGUGAGUUAAGAUUAUUUGUCAACUUAAUGUAUUCUGUGUUCCACUAAGUGAAGACCUUAUUGCUUUAAAAACCUAAAACAAUCAGGCUGUUUCUGUAGUAUGAAAGUUUCACAAGAGUACCUAAUUUAGAUAUGUGCUUUCUACCUACCCGGUUUCAGUUAUUUCUUCCAUCGUGAUUGUUGAUUUUCAUUUUUUUUGAGCGUAUACUACUUAAGGAAUUCAAUCAGACUAAAUAUCAAACUGAUAUACAAACAGAAAGACGCUACUGAGAAGUUUGGAACUCUAUCAAGUUAGACUGCGACAAUGAUGAAUUUAAGGUUUAGUGCACGAUUUGAAAUUCAACGAUAAGUCACCAUUAAUGAAUUUUAAGUUUACUAUAAUACUCGCUCAUUUUAGACCUGAAUUAUAUUAUUGGAAAUUUAAAAUACAUAGGGUUAAAUACUUGGCUAACCUUUGUUGACUACGCAAUUUAGUUUGAUGAAUAAUCUGAUGUUUUUCGUUUUUUAUUUAGUCUUCAAGAAGAGGAGACGACAUACGUGUAUUCCACAAUCUAUCAAAUUCAAAAGCCGGAAAAUCGGGCGAACUUUUGUCCAUGUUUCUUACAAAGUCAUGGCCAAAAGAUGGAGAACAAACAGAGGCAUGUGGGUUGGAUCCUCGAACGGUGGAAUUUGUACUCACCUGGAAUCCUAUGAUUGGAUACCUCCAGUUCUCUAAUAAUCCUAAAGUUUUGGGUAAAAGUUUUUUUUUCCGGAAUGUUCUAUUGAUAAGAACUAAAGCCUUGUUAUUAUAUGGACGUGAGAAGUAAGAUUUAGAGUUAAAAAAAAUUUAUAUUUCAACUUUGUCAAUUUUUGCCGUGUUGAUUGGAAGAAAUUUUGAUUAUUUCUGUCUUUCAGGAGAUGAGUCUGGAAGAGGUGGUAUACUUUCGGAUGAUGCCAAGGAGACGUUGUUUUUGGCUAAAUCGUUACUGGACGCUCUGGUGAGAGUCAUAUCAGAUGGCUCAGUGACGAUUCAAGUGUUACUUCUUCUGCAAAGGCAUAAGGAAACGUUUUUGGAACUUUUGAAGACAAGUAGUGCGGAGAACAAAGAUGUUGAGUUUAGUCUGGGUUAUCGAAUAGAAGAGAUCCAAGAAUUUUUUGAAAUGAAAGAAAAAGUAGGGAUAUUCAUUGGAAUGUGUGACGUGAUCCAACCAGGUAAGAAGUUUUGAGACACUAUUUUGAGCAUUGCAAGUUUUUUUCGUUUUAUUUCCGUUCGCAGCCUGAUUUUCUUCAAACUCAGCCUAGUAUCUGUUUUAGCAUUGUUAGUAAGAGGGUAACGGACUUAAAAAGAAUAAGGACAAGGAAAAGCUUUGUGUGGAUAAGCGUGUAUUCAUAAUUUAUCAGGCUUGAUGUCGACAGGGUCUAAAGUAAUCUUUUUCUUCACAGUGGAUUUAAGCAACCUCAAGAGUAAAGUGCAUCAGGAUGUUUCAUCUUUCCAGAUUCGAGGCUUGUGCAAACGGAAAGACGACAACCAAAUCGAAUUUACCUUCUUUAAACUCCCUACGGCUCUUAAAGAGGUACUUUCGACACUCAGAAGAGUACAAGAAAGCUCAACGUUCCAAGCUCUUUGGAAAAAAUAUGGGAAUAAGGCACAAACAGCCAGGAAGAAUGACGAUACACGAAGACCACAGCUAAGUGUUUCCGAUGUUGUUGAAAGUGUGUGGAAACCAGCUAUUAAAAGUUGGACCCAAAAUGUUGCUAGUGUCAAGGAUGGCACAAUUUCUCUUGGAGAUGUUGAUAAGCUCUUUGACGGCUACAGAGACCGAAAAAAGGAACUCGAGGGAGAGUUAUGCUGCAUGUUUAAGGUGAACACAGCUCAAACGAUUACCAACCCUAAAGAACUAAAUAAAACUGUUAGAGAGCGAGUUGCUCAAAUUCAACGUUACCAACAUCUUCAUCAGUACUCCAAUGCAGCUGACACCAUCUGGGAGUUUAAGGAGGCAAUGGGUUUUACCGGAGACUUCAAAGUCAUCGAAGAUCUACGUAAUCAGGUAUCAUAGCCCUAAUUGUGUAUUGACGAUACUGAGUAAGUUUGGAAAGUAAACACACAAGUAUUUAAUUAAAAUAGGACGCGGUUAUUCAUCGUGGUGAAUACAUUUGUAGUGAAAUAUGAGUGUUCGUAUCACGGUGUGGGCACUGCCUAUGCGGACCGGGAUGUCUUUUAAAGGCGCUAAAACUACUACUCUUCUUAAAGCAGCUGAAGAAGACCGGAGUAUGCUGUCGAGAUGUCGCAAACCACAUCGGAAAUGACCACAUUGUGAUUAAAAGGACUGUACUUCACUGCAAACGAGUAUCCGACAGUACAUUUUAACCCAAAUUAAGGAUGCUUUGUUUAACUGUUGUCAAGGCUGUAAGUUUGAUUCAAGGAAAUCAUUUCGGAGAACCCGUCAUAUGGACAAAUGCUUUACAAAGAAAAGCUGUUGGCUACAAAAGAUAAGCGCACCCUACUUAAAUAUGUGAUAAAAACCUGUGUCAUUUUCCAAUUUUUUGGUCUGUAGCUAUCAGUAGAGUUCAAGCAGAAGCCCUUAAGCAGCGUCGGAGAAAGCUUUUCAAAGGCCGGUCAAGCUCUUCAAUGUUUGGAUGUUGAUAAGGCUCAGUGCUUCAAAGCAGUGGUAGACAGUAGACGGUUGGUGGAGUGGCUACGUUCCACCAUCAAAUGUAAGUUGGGGCAGGUGGUCGAACAGUUGUACGGUAUUAACCGAAAACACCAGCCGUAUCGAUAAACAUGCACCUCCCUAUUCUCCAGGUUGUUCUCCUGAUCAGAGCGAAUGACGAACGGCUAAUGCUCGAAACGUCGGCUUUUAAACUCUUAAACGUUGGCCAAUUUACGUUAACAACUCAGUUCAUAAAACAAAAUGAUCUUAUUUUGUAGUAAGUUUGUUUAUCUUUCCAAAUUAAAAAUUUUGAGUGAAAUUUAAUGGUGAGAUACUUAUCGUUACGAAAACUGGAGAGCACAUAGUACAUUUACAAAAAGAAAAAUGAAUUAUGCAAUUUUUUUUGCUGCAUGGCUCGAAUAAAAUGACGGUCACGAAAAUUGAAGAAACGGCAGAGAAACAACUAAACAAGUGCCUGCAAGGGCUCUAUUUAUCUCUUAUAAAGUUUGACGGAACUCUCUACGGUACGAAAUCUCUUUCCGCUACCCGGGCAGCACUUGCUCGCGCCCAUGCAUGCGCGGUGCUCAAAAUUUUGAUCUCUCCGAGCGUCGGACAAAGAUAAACUAAUCUUUUUGCUUUGCAAGUUAUUCAGCUGGUAUGGUGGAUAUUAGAAUAAUUACUCACAUUUGUUUUUCUCUAUAGAUAUUAAUGAACGCCAUUAAGUGUCUUUCGUUUUGCAGCCACCCAAGAGCUAAAGGUUCUCGUUGACUUGGCCUUAAUCUCUGCUGGUGAAAGCGAUAUGGAAACUGAUCGCAUAUCCAGUCUGCAUACCAGCUGCCUAGGUUUUGCUCCUCUGAUAUUUGACCUCAAAGAGAGUGAAGGAAAAAAAGUGAGCUUUGAUCAACUGAUGAACGCCUGUGAUCCUGUCUGGAAAGCAGUCGAGACGGAUCAGAUGUUACCCAAAAAACUGGUAAAAAAAAUUCGGGAUUUCUUAAAAGUUUUGAAUGCUUUGUUUCGAAGCAUCUUGCUUACCUUUACCUCUUUUAACUUUGUCAGAACAUGUUUCACCAAAUUCGGAAUACCUUUAUCUGCUUUACAGUCAUAAAGUCGAGUGUGAAUUUUUAUCCGUAUUGCCUAUUACUUUUAACUCAUUAUCAUGCACAACAGAAAACAGAACAUUAGUGAAAAGUGGUACCAAAUACUUGAUUGAUCCCGACUUCUAUAUUUCUCGUAGUACGACACUAGCAGACACCUAGAGUGGCUAAAAACUGUUAAAGAGUCUCAUGGCUCGGUUGCUAUGACGUCAUUAGUGCAGGCUAAAACGAUCAACUCCAGUGGUGUAUAUCUCGUGGGCCAUUUGAAUACCGAAAGGGGUCUCUCACCAGAACAAGGAAAACGAUUGUCAUUCAAAGAUGUGAUCCGACUGACGGUUCCCCUUAAAGACCGAGGUGAAAAGAAACAGAGGAAAACUUAUUCUAUUGACGAACUAAAGGAUUUGCAGAGUAAACUGAUGUUGAUCGCAGGAAAGGCUGAAAAAGGGAAGGAUGAUGUGGAGCAGUUCGUUAGGGUAAGUGAAAUACAACAGUUAUGUGGGCAGUUAUGCGUUGAAGUUGUUGACUAAUACUGACAAACUAAAAUAUUUCUAUCGAAUUAUAGAAUCUUGAAGGUGUCAUGCGUUUAGCAAUUGCAUACAUCGACCUCUUUGAAUCUGGUUACAUUCAUCGUAUGAAUUGGAGCCAAGAAUAUCACUGUAGCAAAGAUCAAGUCGCGGACGAGUCUAUCGCGAAAGAAUUGGAGGAGGAAAGCUCCUUCAUGGAAAAGUGUUUCAGGAACUGGAAGAAGAAGGUCAGUGAUGCAAGGAAGGAGUAUAGAGAAUUGAACUUCUUCACCACGCAGCAACUGAUGACACUGAGGAAAGAAAUCGCGUCAGUUUGCCACAGCAACGACCUCGCAAUGAGCAACAUUCAAGUGCUCACUUUGCUGGAAAGUGUUCGUCCCAGUUUGACCAGCGAACAGUUAAAAUCAGCAAUAGAGCGGGCUUUUAAGGAUACAGAAUUACUCGAGAACCUCAGAGGAACAGCGGAGCUGCUUUCGUUCACUCACGUUCCUUCAGACGACGAAAUAGUGACUCGCAAGUCGAUGUUUGACAACAACAACUACUUGGGCUCGAGUUCCUCAGCAGCAACCAGUAUGUGUCAAGUACAAACUGCAUCUGUUAAGAAACCAAAGCCAAAGGAAACAUCGAAGAUUCAAAGUUUCUUGAAUGCAGCUGCCGAUGAUGGUUAUUCGGAGCAGAUUGCGUUGGCUGCUUUGGCGAGUCUAGGUGUUGAUGCAGAAGAAGACGACUUACUAUUGUGGUGUCUAGAAGAAGCUGACGAGGCUGACAUCGAGGCUCUUUACGAACAUGCGAAGCAAAAUCCCAUGAUUGCCCAAGAAAUCUUCCCAGAGGAGGUGGAGUCUAAUGAUAAGGAUAUGCCAGCCGAGGAUUUCCGGUAUGUUAGUAAUAUCAACUAAAAUUAACUUUCAUGCAACAAGGAACAUCAUUGUGGAUUAAUUAAAAAGUAUGUAAUCACAGACACUUGACAAUGUUUACGUUAAAGAGAAAGAGCUAAUGUCACUGUUUUGCGUAGGAUGCUUCCUUUCGAAAUAAAAGUUGCAAUUUGUUUUCUGGUUUGAAUAGUUAAGCUUACGUGGUGGGUGUGACAACUAGAUGGUUUUCGAGCUAAGAUAUGAAAGCAACCAUCAAAAACUGAGAUUUUGAUAAUUUUGUUUUGCUUCAGGGAAAACGAUACCGACUCAGACCUGGUACUGGAGAUGUCGUCCACGCCUGCUGAAACCAUUUUUGCAGAGCAGGCGGUUAGCCAAGAUGAAGAUAACGAAACAGAGAUCGGUCAAUAUCUUACACUCACUCAGCUUGGAAACAUCUUAAGAGAACUUUCAGUUCUAGGUAAAACACUCACUUGGAUUCACGAAAAACAGCUAAAACCGCUGCUGAGGUUAAUGAAAAUCUACAGCUGAAAUAUCAAAAUUAUCUCUGUUUGCUGAACCAUGAACAUGAUAUUAAUUACACGUUUCAGGCAUUGGAGCGACAGCUCGCACCUUUCCAGCAUUCUUAAAGAGAGGACGACCCAACCUCAUGCUUGUCCCGAAAGGUAGGUCUAUUAGGAAGCCAGGGAGCACGUUGUCAGAUCGGUACAUUGUUUUAAAGUACUAAUAACUGAAAUAAUUUUGGUCUUGAGGCCAUGUAUUCCCUAUCUUGCGUACUUUACAUGAAAGCAUGUUUUCUACACUAACAUUUGUUCUUUGUCCUACCCAUUUUGUUGUAGAUGACAUCCUUGCCACAGUCCUUGCCCUUUAUAUGCAUGACAAACAGCAGCCUUUGCCAAGCCAUGCUGAGGUGCUUCUUUGCACUCCUGACACCACCACAGAAGAGGUACAGUGUACAUUUCGGCAGGAUUUUCUCAAGAUAUUUUCCUAUUUUUAUACUGAUAUAUAUAUGAUUCGCAUAUCCAACAGAUUGAGGAAAGUAGGGAAAUUUCCCGCUCAUGAGUUGAGUGGCUCAACCACUAAUUUUUUGCCUCCUAUUGGUUUCUUUCUUACUUAGAUCGAGUUGCUAUGGAGACGUGCGACAGGGGACAUGGAGGGUCGAUUUUAUUGUCUCGUACACGCAGAUGUGUUGGAUUUUUCAGUCAGUAAGCAAGCAGUGGAAAUGCUGGGUGUAGUGACACAGGGACUUGCUGGCAAGGCUGGAGAACGUGAGUUUGACUUGAGUUAAAUGACAUGUUUUUCAUCGGAAGGCUAAGUUUAUGGGUAUGAAUUGCCGGUGGUUUUUUUGCUUCUCAGAUUAUGGCCUGGUGGUAAUCUGCAGUAGCGAGAAUGAAGAUCGUACCAACGUAGUAGCAGCUCUUGAUCAGUAUCGUGUUGCUGCUCCACCUUGUCCUUCGCCAGAUGACCUGAAAAGCUACCUCAAGCAUCAGUUCCAAGCACCUCCUUCUCAGUACGGUUACAUCAGUGGUAGUAAGAUUACUUGGACAACAGCUGGAUCCUUAGACCCAGAAAAGUAAGUUCUCGCUGAUGUUCCCUGAGAUUAAGACAGGGAAGCCUCCAUUCCGGAAAUAUCCUUGGAAAAUGUCCAGGAAAAAAGUUUUCCUUGCAAUGCGGGUGAAAGAAGCAAAGUUUGUAGAAGUGUUUUGUUCAAAUUGACUGAAGUCUCCGUUCCUAGAAUGGAGGAUUUCAAAAAGAGAAACUCUGUUGUAUUGUCCGAGCGGUAUGAUUCGAAAUAGCGGGCUUCUUGUGAUGAGGAAUCGUGCAGCUAACAUGCUGAUUUUUUGUAGACUCUCCGUUCGAGUUGUCUCAUCACACCGAGGAGGUUUGGGAAAGACUCUGUUUGUUCGUCGCUUAACAGAACAACUGCCUAACCUCGUAAACAACGACAUGGUUCUAACAAAUUUGCGAAGAAAGGACUCGAAAACAUUCUUGCACGUUACCGUACCUCUUCAUGGAAACUCCACAGACUCGUCGAUGCUUGUUGAUGCACUUCUUCCGCAUGCAGUGAAGGCAAAUGUACCGCUGUCCCGUAUAUUCCAUCUGGACGUGUCACCUUCGGUAAUAUAGUAAAUACAUGCGCAUUGAAACUUGAAUUAAUAUUUGCAGUGGCCAAUACUUGUAACAUGCACAACCGGCACGUGUCUUCAGUCGCGUCAAAGGGCUAGAUUCACAUUUUUUAUUUACAAGUGCUGUCAAUAAGAUCUUGAACGAACGUUACUCUAAGUAAAUUUCAUAUAAUUUAAUGCUGCUAGGGAAGUGCUAACAAAAACUUCAGAAUUGAGGUGUCUUAAAGCUUUUCAAGCUCUUAACAUAAUCUUUUGCUGAAUUGCAGUCGUAAGGACAAAGACUCAAUUCACUUAUGUCAAUAUCUUAUGACAUGUUAUGUUCUCUUUUUAGAUGAGACGUGGUCUGGACACCCUUAUUUUCAACCUCCUUGUCCUUGGCUACCUUUGUGACAAGAUGGGGAGAGUGUGGAGGAGACGAAGCACUGACUUGUACAUCAUUGAGAUUACGACCGCUGCUCCCCUACCCAUGGGUUUCACAAGGGAGGAAGAAGCUCAAAGUCAAGGGGUGAGUGGAAAAGUUAGAGAGAGGGUGACUGUCAUCUAUAGAUUUUAAAUCAUCAGAAUAAUGCAGUAGCACAAUCAGGGAAAGGUUCUUCGUCCAUUGUUUUGUCGGUGAAUUAAAAUUUCAGAUGCUGAGUUUUGUGGAAGGAAGAUACAGAACCAAUAAGAGAGGUUACCCACAUCUAACGUUAUGUAGUCUGGAAAUCAAACCCGUGCCCCAACAGUGGAAAGCGAGUGCUUCCAAAGCAUCGGGCCUGGAAACUCAUGGGUUGGAAUCUUGGUAGUUUUAGAGUUCAGGAAGUAAAUUAAAUAUCCGUUGCUUUAUGGAAAGUAGCUCGUGUCCUUCACUGUCUCUUUUGAUAUCUUCCACUCUUUUGAUUUUCAGAGACAAGCUGGAAAAUCCACAAUGUCUAAGCGGCCAUUUUAUGACCUGCUACCAACUAUUGAGUGUCAAACUCCAAGAACUGUUCUCUGCCGUUUAGCAGAUACUUCAGGUAUUUAACUGAGAUUCAGAUCUUCUUCAAACAGCAAUUAACAGCUGAUUCUAAAGUGAGUUUCCUCGAAUUGUUUUCUAGAUAAACAGGACUGCAAUCCACUGUUUGAUGUCAAAGAGUUUCGAAAUGCACCGUUCCAGAGGGUUUAUCAAUAUCUGAAAUUGUCAAAUGAAGGAAAGAGUCUCGACAAUUUUACGUUUUCGCCAGGAAAUGUUGAUGAAGAUCAAAGGACAUGCCUCAUGCUCCUUUUUAGGUUUGUUGUACGUAACUAAUUGGAUGCCCUAAACCUGUCAACAGGUAGUACUUGCUGACUAUUUCUUUUCUGAAAGGUACAUUAACAAUUUAAAAAUAGAAUUUAAGAAGUUUAAGGAGACGUCCCUUUCCAACUUGAUACUUAGGCACAAACAUAGAUGAAAGGAAUAAUAUCUCUUUCUUGUUGAAGGUUAUUUAAACAAAGUGUUUGGUCUGCCAUCAUGGUUACUUACUAAUGUUUCCUUUGUAGAAAUUGCGGUAUUCCUGAUCCCUCGUGGUCAGAGAUUCGUCAUUUUGUGAGUUUCUUGAACUCGCAGCUCCGAGACUGUGAACAGAGUUUUUAUUGUGAUAUGCAGCUGAUGAGUGCUGUUUUAGCAGGACCCAAUGUGCUGAAUCUUGAAGGCUUCCGCUCUUUCGUUGUGCGCUUUAUGAUACAAAUGUCGAGGGUAAGCUGGCAUUCCAAAUCUUCACUUACCCAACCUUCUUAUAGCGUCCUGCUGACUCUGGGACAGUUACAGCAAUAACACACGUGCACACCAACCUAGUAUACCAGAGGCAAACUAUGAUAGUUUCGUACCACUUUACAAAGGUUAUUUAGAAUGGUGUCUCCGUAGCGAAGGAAAGGUUAAAGUUUUCUCUACAUAGACGUUGGCUUUUAUCCUUAAAAUUAGUUACAUGCGUCAACUUCGUCGUUUUCAUUGAAUAUUAUCUGGCUAUCUACAACGUAUGUUUUAGACUUAUAUAGUCAAUCCCUUCUUCAAUUAGUCAGACAAGUUUUCAGAACUAAAGAACUCGGAUACUGGGUUUUAAUUAAUUACCUUGAGUGGUGGAGCUUCUGAAUUUAUUACAUGCCUUGGUGGCUUUUCAGGAGCAGUGAGUACCAUAAAGAGUUAUUUCCUUUCCUUUAAGGAUUUUGCUACUCCAUCUUUGACGGAGGAGAACACUGUAUUCUAUACAGAGGAUAACGCAGAGCUUGAACGAAAAGAGAUAGAACAGUUUCAACUCAGAAGACGUUGGGAAAGCAGGUGAGAGCUUAACUACUAACUUCACAGUUUUCUUGAUUAUCGCUGCCAUUUCUUUUGUGACGAGCUAACUUAGGCAGGUUACCUUUCAAGUAGCAAAAGUAUUGUCAGCUCGCUUUGUGCUAAAAUUAUCAGAUAAGGACUAUGUCCUCUCUUUUAAUCUCCCAUGUUUGGAACACAGUGUGUCUUAUGAUAGUUCUUCUGUUACAUAGUCCUCAUCCCUAUCUGUUCUUCAACCAAGACCAUAUAACUAUGACGUUUCUUGGUUUCUUCAUCAAUUCCGCUGGUGAUCUUGUUGACCCACAAACACGUCAAACUUUGGAGAAAGAUUUAAUGUCCAAACCUUUGCGAAAUGGUCUGCAGGCCCAACGUGUCGAUUUUGCAACCAACAUAGAGACCUCCGAAAAGUAAGUGCCAGACAAUAAAUUAAUUUUGGCAACUUGUCUUUGAAACAGAGUUAUCACAAUUAACUUUAGUUCCUUAAGGGGUCAACGUUCAGGAUUUCUGAUAGGGUUGAAAGUCAGUGCCUCGAUGCACCCCCUAGAAAGGAAAGCAGAUUUUCACCGAACCAUUUACCUCCUACGUGACACUUUGUUCCAUUGUGAUGAAUUUGUACGACAUAUUUUCCCUGUUUUAGAGAGGACAAGAUAAAUCAGUUAUGUUCUGUGAUGGGGGUAAACUGGUUGUAUGAUCCAGACAGAGCAUAUGAGUUAACUACAGACAAUGUCAAGAAGAUUCUGGCUAUUCACAUGAGAUUCAGGUAAGAGGUGGUGGUGGUUUUGAAUUCCCUUUUCAUUAUUACCACAAAUUAUAGUCAGAAAUUGCAAGGGUCAGAGCAAAUUCAAUUUUCAGUCUAAAUGGCAACGAAACUGAAACAGAUCGAACACAAACUCUACACACCUUUUCAACACUAUUUUGCCAUUGCCUGACAAAGUAAACUGGUUUUCACUCACUUCUAAGCUUUAACAUUUGCAGGUGCAACAUCCCUGUGAUCGUGAUGGGUGAGACAGGUUGUGGUAAGACUCGUCUCAUUCGAUACAUGUGCGGCCUACAAGCAGGGCCUGAAGGACCCCGUAACAUGCUUCUCGUCAAGGUAUGGUGAUUAUUAUAUUUCGAAUAUUUAUUUCUACCAGCAGCGUCCUGACACCGCAUUUUGGUGAUGGUAAUGGUGGAUAAGAUGCUGUUGAUUAUGGUUUGGCUAUUAUAAUGAUGGUUGGUGGAACUUGUCGAUGGUGAUAAAGCUGGUGAUACUCGUCUUCUGAAUAUUGUAUCGAUGGCGAUGCGAAUGCUGUUGCAGAUGGUGACGCUGUUAGGUAGGGAUUACGCGAUUUUGGUGACGAGCUCAUCUUGAUGGUGAUGGUGGUGGUGGUGAUGGUGAGCCCAGAGGUAGCGAUGGAAACUGGGAUGGUUUUAGUGGUUCUGUUGUACGUGGUUCUGGUACAGAUGGUGGUUAUAGCGGGGAUGGUGGGGAGAGUGGGGGUAUUGCUGGAGAGUUCAAGGGUGGUGCUGCUGUUGCUGAUGGUGUUUUGAAAAGUUGGGGAGUUAGUGAUAGUUUUAUUGAUGCUCCUGCUACGUAUGGUUGCUUGUGGUGGGAAAUGAUAGCGCUGCUCCUACUGGUGGUAUGGAAUCUCUGUCAUAAAAUAGGUAAAACUUAUCAGUUUCAAGAGGUCAUAUACAAUCCUUUUUGUUGCGAAUGGAUGACACACAUGGCUAUUAUACUUUCGUCGUACAUCAUCUUCCUUUCAAGGUUCAUGGUGGAACAACAUACGAAGAUAUCAAGCUCAAAGUUCACCAAGCAGAAGAAAUGGCCCGCGCAAAUCAAGACAAGAAUAUUGACACGGUUUUGUUCUUUGAUGAAGCCAACACAACAGAGGCACUGACCAUGAUUAAGGAAGUUAUGGUGGACCGAAGAAUCAAUGGUCGGCCUAUUGGACAAGGCAUGGAAAGGCUGCAGUUUAUUGCUGCCUGUAAUCCAUACAGAAGGUAAAAGAUGUGUCUUCUGCUCCAAGCUUAAAUAAGCGUAAAGUGACGUAGAAAUGAAUGGUAAGAGCUAAGUGUUGUUGUCUUAUGUAUUUCUAGGCACACAGAUGACAUGAUCCACAAGCUGGAGUCAGCUGGUCUUGGAUAUCACGUAAAAGCAGAUGAAUCAGAAGAUCGGCUGGGUAGGGGACGAUAUAACGUUGAAUUUCCUUAGAAUUUUGUCCCUAUUUCGGGGAUUUUUCUUUGGACGUUGAUUUUGAAGAGCGGUGGUGCCUUAUUCAGAAUUGUUUGUGCAGCUUCAAUGUUGAAUGAUUCCUAAACAGGGAAGAACUUCCCUACUAGGCAAUUGUCCCAGCAAUAAUUCCCUGUUGGCUGACUCCCGGCAAUUGCGACAGGCUCUGGUCAUCCAUGUUGGGUUACACCCUGAAAAAAAAAUAGUCGCGAUCAAGAACAGAGAAAUUCUAUCCCACAUGCAAAUGUGGUAGAGCAUGGUGGGGAAUUAAACUGUCGCUUGGAAAUUAAUUUUUAGUAAUAAUUGUUCUCCACAGGUCAUAUCCCAUUACGUCAUCUCGUCUACCGUGUACACGCCCUCCCAGGGAGCAUGCGCCCGUUGAUAUGGGACUUUGGUCAACUGAAACCAGACGUAGAGAGACUGUAUACCAACCAAAUUGUUAGCCGUUACGUAAGUGUAUUCUAAUAGUUUCUCUGAACUCAAAAGAUGGUCUUUCUAACCCGUCAAUUAUCUGACCUCUGUUCGAGGAAAUGAAUCUAGAAAUGCAUGACAUGUUUAAGAGGGCUGAGUGAACGUUUUCAUUUAAACAUUCUGAAUCAUGGUUUGUGGUUGGAGUACAGGAAGUAUGACAUUUAGUUACUUAUAUCAUACUGAUGUUAUGUGUAAAUCCUUAAAAUGAAACGUCAGUCAACCAAACUAGGGUGGGUUGUUGCUUUGUCUUUUUCCUUUUUCUGGAAUAACUACGAGUGAAGAGAGCAAACGCCAUUUUACUUUUCCUAAACUAUCUUUUGUACAAUUUUAUUUUACUUUUGUGUUUGGGUUGUUUUAAUGAUAGAUUCUUCACGAAGGCCAACUAGCAGGAGACUCUUCAACAGUUCAAGCAGUCGCUGAGGUUCUAGCAGCCUCGCAAAAAUAUAUGAGAGAUCAAUCGGUACGUGAAAAGCUUUAAAACAUGGUGGCGGUGCAAGCCGAAAGAGAGAAUAACCCUUUUUUCUUUUAAUCAAGGAUGAAUGCAGCUUUGUCAGUCUGCGUGAUGUCGAAAGAGCCAUGCAAGUGAUGGUCUGGUUUUAUAAACACGUGGAUACACUCGGUAGACUUAUGAGAAAGGUGACCGCUGAGCAACGAAGGGAGGAAGGUUUAGACGUCAGUAAAGAUGAUGAGGAGGAAGAGGUGGUAAUAAAGCCAUUUGUCAUUUUAUGCUCCAAUAAAUACAAUUCUAUCGGAAAUAGGAUUCGUGCCAUAAACAAUUCCAAAUAAGCUAUUUUCAAGCUCCAGAAAUCCUCUCAAACCGGUGGAAAUGUUUCUUGAAAGUCAGUUUUGUUUGCAAGAAAAUUGGACUAAGAAAGAUCGUAAACUCUGAAACGUUCCUUGUUUUGGGCACUUCGGAUGUUCCUUAUUGAGUAAUUGUAUGAUCCUACAAAAUAAUGAUCAGGAAUGAAUUGCUGAAGAUUUGGUGCUAUAAGACAUUAUCUUGCUCAAACCACAAAUAGGUGUGUGUAUUAUUGAGGAAGUCCAAUUAUGUUUGAGGGGGUAGAGAGUGGGGCCGCGAGAAUUCUGUUUAAAAGUAUCAUGAUAUUGUAUAUUCCGCAGAAUAAAAUUACUCCUCUUACUCGUGCCCUGGUACUCGCCAUUGGUGUCUGUUAUCAUGCCAAGCUUCAGGAGCGGCGUGAAGAAUAUCGCACUGUUGUGGCACGCAGCUUUAAGGCGCCAUGUUUGCUUCCAGGUGGUCACAAGCAGAUACACCGUGAAAUUUCAAGGUAUGAGAAAAGUAUAAUGCAACGUGGUCUACUUCAUUUGAAAGAAUUAAUGACCCAGCCUUUUGGAACUUUUACGUACCCAAAUAGAAAGAUACUUAUUGCGGCCAGUCUACUUAUAGUUCUAAACUGUGUAUUUUAUUUAGACAAAGAAGGUUUUGGUCCAUAUUUACGUGGUGUUGACAGAAGUGUGAUCAACAGGAAAAGAGUUAUGGAGUUUGGGUUUUUACUCACACCUUAGCUAGUUCUUUACCAGAUGUAAGCAAGAAAUUUAUCUAAUGUGUCCUAUUUUUGUAUGUGAUAGUUGUCAAAGAGCUGUGCUAAACGAGUUGGAACUCGGCCCCAACAUCGCUCGUAACACAGCCUUGAGCGAAAAUGUGUUUAUGAUGGUGGUGUGCAUUGAGCUCAGGAUCCCAUUAUUUGUGGUUGGAAAACCAGGCAGCUCAAAAUCUUUGGCCAAGACGGUUGUUGCUGAUAACAUGCAAGGCGAUGCUGCGAGAUCGGUACUAUUCAAGACCUUCAAGCAGGUUAUAUCGCCAUUUCAGAUACACUAUAAUGUCAUUUCCUUCUUUCCUCAAGUGAAAAGCAAUUAGGAUCGAUGUGAUGAGAAUUUGAAGGAGAUAUGUUGAUCUCGCGGUAGUUAAUUUCCUUGUUACGUUCAAGUUCGAGCUUUGGCUGGGUUAUUAUGUUGACUUGCUCGAGACACGUUACUAUAACAGCUUAUUUAUGCGCCAAAAAGUACGAAUGGUGACUAGCACACUUUCAAGGAACUCGAUGAAUUGUUCAGGGAUAUUAGUCAACCAUUCGUUAUAUGAUCAUAAUCAGUUUUACACGCUUCGAGUAGUCCACAGUACUUCUGCUCUACGUUUUGGAAUUGGAGGGGAUAUACAUUAAGGAGGAUGUUAAUCUCAGAGUCACACCAAGUACCUCUAACACCCCUUUCUUCCCAAAAAGUGUUGUAUGCGAAGCAUGCUUAUGUUCACCUCAAGAUACGUUUUAAAAGACAGUACAAUUAUUUAUUUCAUGUUAGGUUCACAUGGCAUCAUAUCAGUGCAGUCCUUUAUCAACCCCUGAGGGUAUCGUGGCGACUUUCAAGCAGUGUAGCAAGUUACAGGAGGGAAAAAAUCCAGACAAGUUUGUUUCAGUGGUAGUCCUUGAUGAGGUUGGUCUGGCAGAAGACUCUCCUCUCAUGCCUCUUAAAACUUUACAUCCAUUGCUCGAGGAUGGUGUAACAAGUGCAGAUGACGUCAUCGAGACUGACGAGAAACCGCAGCGCGUGGCUUUCAUUGGAAUCUCAAAUUGGGCCCUGGAUCCCGCCAAAAUGAACCGUGGAAUCAUGCUGUCGCGUGGGGUUCCAAGCGAGGGAGAACUUAUAGACAGCGCUAUGUAAGUGAAUUACAUGGUAUCCUUUCGCUUUGGCGCUCAUAUUAACCCAUGCCAAUAUGUUAUUGCGGCUGCUCAACUACUUUUGUUGGACCUUGUGAAAACCGUGAUAACUGUGGUAAAGAAUUUUAAGAAUAAAAUGUAUCAAAUGGCUUUGAUCUCCGUUAAAAUUGGUGGCCUUUAGAAAUAAAGUUAUAGUCCCUCCAUCCACUAUGAUGUGGUGAUAUCUCCGUUUUAUUGAAAAUCGGUAUUAGCCAAUGACUUACAGCAUGAUAAACACGAGCAAACUCCCAAACUAUUUCCCCUACUGUUAAGGUGCUACUUCGCUAUGUUUUUAGUCAGUCCUCUGUCGUUUUGAGUCAGGUUUGGAAACAGACAUUCCUUACCUUCCUUUACACAUGUGAGUAUUGUUUUCCAGGGGAAUUUGCUCCACGGAUGAAGUGGUGAAAGCUUUUAUUCUGCCUCUCAUAUCUCCACUGGCCGCUGGAUAUGCACAACUUUACAAGGAACAGAAAAAAUUUGCAACGUUGAAAAAAUGUGGCAAAGAAGAAUUUUUCGGUCUUCGUGACUUUUACAGGUUUGAUAUCUGAGAGCGUACCUUUUACAUCGAUUCUUUUUAGCUCGCUUCUUUAAUGAUGCUUAUACUAGGAAAUUAUGUGCUCGAAGUGAUUAAUCUCUUGUGUAUCUUUACGCCAGCCUCAUAAAGAUGGUGUACGCAAUCGCUGCAAAAUCUCAACAGAGACCUCGCUGGCAUGAAUUAGAACAUGCUAUCAAGAGGAACUUUGGUGGCCUGAUUGAAGGAGACCCUGUAGAGAUAUUCAAACGCUACUUUACCGAAAAAGAUGUAAGUUGACCUAUAGAACAAUGUUAAGCUAGUGUCGAACUUGUUUCCACAUUCUGUUCACUCUACUUCAUUCAUAAAGUACUGCAAAAUGGUACACUAAAUCGUGACCACAUAUCUGAUACAGGAAAACUUUGAUCCAUGGUAUCAAUAGAGGAUUAUCCACAUCAAAUUUAAGGGUUUUUUUAAUUUUAACCAGUUUGGUUCAUGUAUGUUUAGCUCGGAAAUGUAGUUAACACUAGGGCUGGAUUUAAUUACUUGUUCAACCUGACUUGUUCCUGUCAUUGAAGGAUGACGACGUUGCCGAAACCUCCUCGACAAUAAGAUUGAUCGAGGCAAGUCUUGGAAGGGAAGACGUUGCAGAUAGAGCUAAUUUCAGGUAUAUGUACAGUUCAUCCCAAGCCAUUUUUUCAUUCCUUCAUUUGUUGGUUCGUCUAGUUGUAUGUAAGUAGCUGACAUAAAAUAGGGACAGGAUAACUUUUCAUGUUAACUUAAUGUCUCACAGUGAAAACCGUUACCUUCUGAUUCUGACUGAAAAUUACGCCGCCCUACCCAUCAUGCAGCAGCAUCUUUUGAGAACAGCGGAUGACGCAGUUGUCAUCUUUGGAAGUAGUUUUCCAAAUGACCAGGAAUACACUCAGGUAAAAAGGAAAGGAGGAAAGACUCUUUAUAUCUUACGAGAAUUGUUAUACUCCUCUCAACUUCAGAACCAACACAUUGCUGUUAACAGAGUUACAUUAAUUACAGUUUGGGUCGGUUUUCGACAUUUCACGAUAAUACUUUCUUGUCUUUGAGUUAGCAUGACAGUUUAUCCAGGACUUACUAUCAAAUGUUUUGAGAGAUUGAGGGAGAAGUAAACAAUGAUGGCAUGAAAACGUAAACUUAUGGAUAUAGGAACAAAUUUUUGUUACGAAGGAAUCCAGUUUCAUGUGCGAACCGAGAGAUGAUUGUAAAUUGUUUGACUGUACAACUUACGUCAGUAACUUGAUAUCCAGAUUUGUCGCAACAUCAAUCGCAUCAAGGUUUGUAUGGAGACAGGAAGAACAGUGAUCUUAUUGAACCUUGAAAGUCUCUACGAGAGUCUAUACGACGCCCUAAACCAGGUAUGAGAUAUCCGUUGCAAAUUUGUGGUUAACAUUCGCAACGCCUCUCUUAAAAAGUAUUGUAACUAUUAUUUUAUAUGUUAAGUCGUGUCUUCAAUGGUAUUGUACAUGUACUAAAGUGGAAAAGGCUUGAAAAUGUUAAGUCUUAUUUCUUGGUAUGCUGUAUUUCUAGUAUUAUGUGUACUUUGGGGGACAGAAGUAUGUGGAUCUUGGGCUUGGUACUCAUCGCGUCAAAUGUCGUGUUGAUGAUGGCUUCAAGUAAGAAUUUUGGCUGAUUACUUGCAAUCCACGUCAUAAUUAGCUGAUACAUCAUGUUUGAAUAGUCCUAUGUAUGCGUAUAGUAACGCUCCUGUCUUUUCCACACUCUAAUCAUUGAAAAGACGCCUCCCCAUUCAAUGUUACCUCUAUGUAGCUGAAGGUUCAUGGAAUCAUGAUACAAGAUUGUUUUGGGAGGAAGGGGGCGAGUAGGUUUACUUAAUAAGUGCAAACGAGAUAAAAUUGAAGUGCUGAGGGGUUAAAUAAGGCAACAUGUCAACAAUUUUGUCGCUUAUUGUAGAUAAUCUUGAUCCUUACGAACAUUUUAUUAUUAUUAGGUCAAGAAUGUUUUUUUUUGUGUUUACUGGUAAGCAAAUUCAUUAAAGGGAGCGAAAAAAAAACCCUAAAAUUUACAUCGUUCCCAACGUUCUCCCAAUGUGCCCUCGUGGCCCGGUGGGUGAUAACGUCUUCCUAGUGUCGUCCGAGUGUCUUUUUAGGGUCGAAUCCUGUGUAAUCCAUGAUAAUUUCACUCCCUUUUGUUAUUGUGGUUCAGCUGUCACCGCCAUUUCGUUACCUCUUAUCGUCUUGGAUCGAAAAGAUGAUUAGUUAUUUCAUUCACACUGAAAUGGUGAGGUUUAUAAGUCGUACUUCUGUUUUGUAACAAAAGUUAACUUCUACAUCUAUCGACUCUUAAGCGGCCAGACAGAAAGCAUGAUAAAUGUUGAUGUGCUCUUCACGUUGUAGUCUCCUUCCUAGCCGUUGUCUGGAUUACGUUUCAAAAACAAUUCCAAGCCUUUGUCGUUUUCAUCGUCAUUUUCGUUCCUUCGUGUUCCUUCACAAACGCAGUGCUAGUGAGCCAUAGAGCCUUAACCCAAUGUUUUCAUCGCUUUGAAUUUAAAGUCACUUUCCCUAACGCAGAUUAAUCGUGAUUGCUGAAAAGGAAGUGGUGUACAACAACUUUCCCAUUCCGUUGAUUAACCGCCUGGAGAAACACUUCCUUGUGACCUUAACAAGUUUGACUACUGACCAGAAGGUUUUGGUACAGAAACUACGGACUUGGGCCGGUGAAUUUGCCGAGGUUUCGGGUGAAGGCAGACGUGGCAGGUGAUGUUACACAAAAAGAAUUUCGAAGCUUUUGUUAUGAGGACAUUCAAUGUUAUUGCAUUUUGCAGUUUUCGGAAUACUGCGCGAUUUUGGGUGUGCUUUGUGCUCAUGAUUAUAAAAAAAAAACUAUUGGCUUUUUCUCAAUGCUGAAUUUUGCCGUAGAGGCGCAAUUUAAAAUGUGAAUAAGGUAAAGCAUAUGGAACAACUAUUCAUAAUAUGAACAUAUAGAUUUUGGGCUAUUUUAUUUUAAUAUUUUUAAUUCGAUAUUUUAUAAAAGGGACUUCUCCAUCGGAGACGCAUUUGUUGGAUUUCACGAGGAUACAAUUCCCUCCAUUGUUAUGCAAGUCUGUAAUGAAAUUGAAAGAGAAGAGCACUCAUCGGCAAGUGAUGACACAGAGGAUACAUGGGAAAUGAAAGUAAGCUUCAUGGAAAUGUCAUUUUAAUAUACAUACAUCUUGAUGGCUUCCGCGUAUUUUAAUAAAUGGGAAAUUUUGCGAGUUGCAUAAAUUUUUAUUCCGUUUAGUGACACUCAUCAGUACAGCGAGCAAAUUCUGCUCGAGUAUGUGUAGCAAUUGGUUGAGGAUUAAUGAUUUGACCAUUAUGUAAUUUGCUUAUAUUUUUUCCUGCUGAAUUAUUAAAUACUUUGAUCACCCCGAGAUGCGUGCGAAAGAUAGGACAUUAAAUGUAACUCCUAAUUUACAUGCUUUGCCUCCAACAUGAAUUAGGUUUUUGAUGACGAAGACUGUAGUGUUAAGUACAAGUUCACUCUCAGUAGACCAGCAAAGUAACAUUGUAGGUGUCUUUUCUCCCACUCACAAGGUACUUCGAAGAUCUCAGAUGAUGCUUUUGGAGAUGGCUACACCUGAUGCCAUUGCUCGCCUUCCUCACACUGCUUUAGAGAGACGAGCCCCUCAUAUCUGGAAUGCCUACUUUAAAGAACAACAGCACUCAAGUUUGGCGACGUUCAUGUCGCACGUGCUCAAUUUGGAGGAUAGACGUGUUGAUAAAAAGCGUCAGGAGGGGCUCUUGAUUCAAGUGAGUGAUGGGAAUACAAUGUCGUUAGUUGACCGUCUAUUUUAUAGUUGGCUUCUCUCCGGGGUAAGAUAGAGGACUUAAAAACCACAUAAGCAGCAAUAUUUACAAGCCCUAACAGUGUAAUGAAUGGUUAAGUGAAACUGAAGGCCUUUAUCUUAUGCAAAGUCUUAAAGGCGUCGGAGCACACCCAUGAGUAAUGUCCCAUCAUUAAAACAUGUUUAAUUGAACCAGGUUUAACCGUAAGAAAAUCAGCAACAGACAACCGGAGAACUAAAUUUACAUAGGGCCGCCUUAAUCUCUAACUUGUAAUUUUAUUGUGCUUGAUUUGAAGUUGAAAGAAGUCAGUUUAAGAAUCCCUAAUUUAAACCGUGUUUCAGCUUUGUUGUGAAUAGGGUAUGGCUGUUUAAACUAUGUUUUAAGUUAGCAAGAGGAGGUUCAGAACGAGGGCAAGGAACAUAUUUGUGAUGCUGAACCUGAAACUCGACAUGCAUUCGUCUCAUCCGGUUGGUGAUAUCACCAAUUGAUAUGCUAUGGGCAAAUAAACAAAUCAGGGAUGGCUCUUGCAAGACCAAGAAUAUCCAUAUUUGUUCUAUGUGUGUUCGAUUUUGUCAUUAAAUGGACUGGUUUUCAUCUUUUUUUUAGGUUACUACUCAUUCACGUCUGCUCUCUAAGAACGAUUUGGGAGACAUAUGCAUUCAAACUGGCUUUGAACGGUCGACUGUGGAUUCCAUGAUACUUCAACAGUUUCAAACGGAACAACAGUUUAGGGCUUCAGUCAGGUGAGAUCUUGAUGCACGUUAGCGCGCAGAACAUUGUGACUACACUGAUUAUGCAACAGAAGUCCAUUAUCUGUAAGAGACGAGCUAAUAAAAAGGCAAAAAUAUAUGUUGGAGAGAAGGACCUUUAUAGGGAUAUUUUCAAGUUUUGUUUACGAGCGUUACUUUUUAUAUCCAUUUAUUCGAUAAAUUUCUACUUUGGAUAAUUAGGCAUCUCCACUAUCACAACCACAACCGGCAUGUACUGCUCAUUGUCUAUGCGAAUUUUGUCUGUGGCUAAGACAUUCUUUAACUGACAUUGACAGCUUAAAGUGUAUCUCACCUCGUAAGUCUCAAAUAACUGUGUUACGAUUUAUACCUUGUUUUUCUCUAUUGAAAAGAGCCUUCAUCUUUUUCUCGCAGAACCUUUUUUGAACACCUCGGUGGAGAAUGUCCUGGUAUUCUUCUGGUUCAGUGUGAUUCAGGAGAUGAAAACUUCAACCUGAUUGCGGGUGCAAGACACAUUCUGCUGGAAGAGCGAACAAACGCCUCUGAAAUGCUCAACUUGUCUUCGUGGGAAGCUGUCCACAUUGUACUGAUCACUCAGCUGCCGAGAAUAGCUGGUGGAUGUCGUAACUUUGUCGGUUUCCAGGGUGGAAAAUGGAUGUCCGCCCACAUUGAUGAACUUCGUCCACCUGGUAAGCACACUCCUUCCAUCCAGCAACUCAUCGAUCGUCCCAUCAGUGAGCUUUUUAGUGGAGACCCCAUUGAGGAAGAUGACUCCAUACCAGCGGUGACGGUGGCGGUGAAGCUCCUUCGUAACUGUGUACAGGCGGCUGCGUGUAAGGUUGAUAGCGAAACGGAAUCAGCUGAACGGUCAAUUAAAAGGAUUGAGCUGCUUUUGGAUUUACUACCUGAUGACUAUCAAACUCAGGGGGGUCAGUAAAGAGAAACAAUAUGACAUAAAAGAAUUUUAUAAAAGUUCACAAGUCUUUCAGUUUAAGGAAUAUAACCUUUUCGGAAGGUGCAAUCGAAGUCUUCAGUGUUUUAAAUUUACCUUUCUUCGUAUUUGGAAGACGAAUGAAAAAUCUCUAAAUUUUACUUGAAUAUUGCAAUCAUCCAAUUGUACCAUCGGUGUUAUCCUCAAAAGAUCUCCAGAAAUUUUUGGGAAGUUAUUGAUUAAGGCGCUCCUUUUCCUGUAAUUGAAAAGAUUUUCUAUUUUCAACAAUAAAAGGUACCCAAGAAGUGGAGACCUCUACAGAUUGGCGAACAGCAGAGUCGCUGUGGUAGUGUAAGAAUAACGCGCAGAAUAACGCAGAGGUCAUUGUGAUAUAGAAGCUACGAAAGGCAAUCCAUUUAUACGGCUUCCCAAAGUUGUGACCAUCUUCAUCUUUUGUGUCGUCAGGGAAACUGCGAGAAUGGCAAGGGUGGAUUGAUUGGGUAAUUCGCCGCUUAAAGUGUGGAACCUAUUUAAUCAACAAAGCAAUAUUGGAUUGGAACGAGCAUCAAAUUUGCGACCUUUGUUGAUCCAUUAAACCAAUUCAAUUUUGGGCGCAGUGCUAAAGGACUUUUAAGUGUUAUUCAGAAUUGUAGUUUUGGGGGUAAUAGUUGAAGGAAUGCAACAUUGUGUGAAGUGAGUUGGAAGAGCCAGGUUUAAUUUAGCAAUUGGUAGAAUUCAACUCCUCAAUUUCACUAUUUUAUUAAUUUGUUUAAUCCUCACUCCCAUCUCUUUUAAGAUGAAGAGUCGUUUGCAAGUGUGGCGGUACAAAGAACAUACCACCUUUUAAAGGAAAGGGAGCUAACAGCGGCAAAUCCACAAGGAUGGCUCCAAUCAGAAGCUCUCUCGGGAACAGGGGUGCAAGAGUGGGGCACCUUUAGAAAGGCUCUUCUGCAGCGAGUAUUCUCAGUUGUGGUUCCUAUUUUGGCUGAGAUCAUUGCAUUGGCAGACAGAGACGGCAAUUUAGAUUUGUUGAAGAAUGACAACACGUGGGUUUCGAUGCUGUGGCUGAAGAUCUUGGCCGACCGUAGCAUCUCAGAGCUGAGUUACAGUGACAUGAUAUCACCCGCAACUAAUUCUGUUCGAGAACGUGUUCAAGUUAUCGGUUCUGGGGUCGGUGGUCAUCGUUUUUCUUGCCGAUUUCCAUUUUCGUUUAUUAUCAAGCAACGCGUGGAAAAAUUGUUAAAAGACGCAGCUAGCGUCGAAGGUACAUGAACUACUUUUUGGCAUUUUUUUGCCUAUUUAUUUUCACUGUUGUCUUUCUGUUUUAUAAAACAAGUGAGUCACACAAAACAGUCACCUUAGCUAAGAUUUAGUGUAUGAUCACCAAGAUAUGAGUAAAUCGAGACUGACGACCACUAUUGGUGCAGUCUUUUCCUAAAUUUUCUAUUCACGAAAACAUGAAAUGUUCUCAAAAAUGCAGGUACGAACAUGAAACAAAUCACUUAAAGUAAAUUGUCAAUCAUGGGCAUCUCGGAUAUGCACUAUAUAUUCUGGUGUUCAGGAUGUCAGUGAGGUAAAUUGAAGGACUCGAUUUAGUUCUGUUUAGCAACAGUUGUUUCAUGUAUGUUUUUUUCCUCGGUUGCAGUUCAUUCUAGCGCCACUCUGUUGGACUCUCUUCGUGAAUUGAUCGGUAACUCGCAGUUGGGACCUCCACUCCAUGAAUUGCGCCGUCUGUACUCCGCGGGAAUGCAGUAUCUGAUGGAUUUUGUUCACAUGGUGUACAAGCCUUCCAGCGAUGUGGAACACGAGGUUUCUUUUCUACCAGUGUUUUCAUCGCAGUAUAAGAUUCCUUUGGAGAAUAGUUAUGUUUUCUUUCGUAGUGCUUGCCUAGGCAAGAAAUCAUUUAUAGACGUAAGCUAUCAAAAACGAUGCAAAUAUACCGAAUAUGUUACUAUACAAGAGGGAAAGUGACCUUUUGAUAGGAAAGUCAGGAAAUGUCAUAGAAAAAUACUAAGCUGUUAAGUUGUGAGAUGAUGCUCUCUUUAGCCCGAUUACAUUUAAGUUUGCUUUUUUUUCUUCCAUUUAUUCAGCUUGUUUACGAAGCGAUUCUUUCGUCAGCGAGAGAAAUCGUUACCUUGGAAGAUGAGGAUGGUAACGAGUCGAUUGAUAUAGCACUCGUUCAUGUGGCACACAGUAGAGUUCAACACCGUUUGAAAUGUUUUGAUAAACUCGUUAAAGCGAAUCCAAAUCUAGUACCAAGACUACGGGAAGCUCUUCAAGGAAACGAGCCAGAAGUGGUGGGUUUAAAUGCCUUAUUGUAGCUGUUUGUAAUAUGUUAGUUAUAGGUUCAUCCCAAAUUUAAUGAGCUCUCAAUUUACUCAAAUUUUUUAGAGCAUUGUCUAAACAGAAGCUUUAAUUAGUAGUGAUUAUUAACUUUAUUUCUAUCACAUUAGGCAAAACUUUUCGCAGGGGUGUCCUACACUGAUACAUUUAUGUCCCUUCGACAGACUAGGUUAUUUUAUAUGUCUUGUUUUAUAACUGAAAAUUAUCACUUGUUUGUAAUGACGCGGCCGUCUCAAGCGCAAAAUGAGCCUCCCCUUCGUUUCAGGUACAACUUUUGGUAUUGUUUAACUGUUCUGUGAUAUAUUCUUUCCUGUAACUUUUUGAAAUUUUAAAAUGUUUACAGCUUUUGGAUGUCACAGCAUUGAACAUUUGUCUUGAGGCACUCCAACCUUCACGAGAGAUGUUGCUUUCUCCGGACACACGACGAACAUGGUGUGACAGAGUUUUGUCUAUAAGGCCGGCGGUGGAAGACAUGAUAAGGAAAGAGAGAUUUGGACCUGUCACUGAGAAAUAUUCAAACUAUGGAGAGAGAUCAACAUUAAUGCUUGGUCACUGCAGGUGAGAAAACACCGAAUUUUCCCUUUUUGAGGUUGCUUUUGACUGUGACACAAGCAAAAGCCGACCCAUUACGACUUCACCACGGACAAAGUGUGUAAUUCAUUAAGAAUUCCGGUUUAAAUCGACAUAUGCGCAAUGAGGCGCUAGAAUUACCCAGGAACACUGGACACCACUUAGGCUCUGUUGCUGUCAGUUUAAUCGGCAGACCUUAUUGGUAAGAUUUUGUAUAAUCAGUCAGUCAUUCGCUCCCUCCGUAUUUUAUGAGAGGAUUUUGCAUGUUGAAUCAGUUGGUCUUUUGGCCAGCCAUGUGUAGUCAUCAAGUGAAUGUACAAACUCCCAAGAGAGCGAACGUCGUGAAUAGAGAAGUAAAUGAUACCUCUUCAAAGAGAUAUUUACCACUCAUUAAAUAGGUAUUUUGCAGUCAUCUUUGUCCAAGCCAAGUUGGAAAUUUGCUAUUUGGGAAUUUAUACCGACGUUGCUGAUUUAAAUGGCAGGAAAUGAUUCUAGGUAUUGAAGAUGAUGCGAGAGAAGUUACUAAGGCUUUGGCCUUAGUAACUUUGUCGAAUUCAUGGGGAAAGUAUUUUUGCUACGCACAAAAAUUUCUUAAUUGUUAUCAACUCAAAACGUUCGUAGUACCGUACUUUAAGGGGUUGUCUGAAGGACCCGUAGAAUGUAUUAGAGAGCAUGUAGAUAAAAAAAGUGCUGCUUAUUAUUAAGCUAUUUCCUUCUUGUGUGGAUCAGGUCCAUGUGGCAACGAACAGGAGCUGUUCGACUCUUUGUGGAGCACGUGACUUUGUUCGCCGAGAACGAUAAAGAUGUCAAUUCCGAGAGCGCGAUCAGCUUGUGGAAUGUAGGUUAUAAUUAGGAAAUGCUUAACGGAAAUAUUCAACUAGAAAUUGAAAUUCUAUAAUAACAAACUGCUCUCUUCUGAAGGUUUUGGGAGAUGAAACUGACUUUUCAUCGCUGAGAUCGCUGCAGGCUAUUGAAAAUUUCUUGAUUAACUACAGUGAAGACAUCAAGCAGAGGUAAACCAGCACAGUUAAUUUUUUUUUUACAAUAUAGGGCCUUAAUCUCCUCAAGUAUCAGAGACUACUUUAUCGAUCAAUUUGCCCCCAACACGAGCCAUCUUUGGACUCACUUGUCACAAAGUUUUUCAAUAAAUUAGAUUUAAUCCAGGCUAACCACCUCCUGAUAUUUGGUUGGUGGUACUGAACUACUUAACUGAAAUUGAAAGCGGAGUAAAAUUUGGAGACACUUCAAGGCUUGUAAUUAUGGAAGCUGUCAUCGGCCUGUGGCGACUCAAGUAUUCAACUUCAGGGAAUGUGGUAGGGCGAGACCACUCGUCCCCUAAUUCUGUGGCCGAGUUUCAUUCCAGGACCCUGCAUCACACGAGGGCUUGCUUGGUUACUGGUUCUUGUCUUUGCUCUCCUGGUUUUUUUUUGGUUCCUGGAUCUUUUUCCCUCCCAUAAAAACCAAAACUCCAAAAAGCGAAUCGAAUAUGAUUACUCUGUGGAAAUAUACUGUGAAUAUUUUCACAAAGUAAUCAUAAUUUCUCGCAGCUUUCAAUGCCAAAAACUCAAGAUAUUUUUGGCUGAUGGCGGGAAACCAUGGCCCAUGACCGAAUAUGAACAGGGUAUCGAAUACGAAGUUUAAGAAAUAAGUCUAUUGCUAUGCUGAUACUUAUUCAUGAUUUAUUUAUGACCACAGGACUAAUGAAGAGACUGUUUCUGAGUUACGUCGCCGAUGUAAUGCCUUUUUCAUGGAGCUGGUGUCAAUAUUCUGUUUCGGGGACUCGAUGUCAAAGGACCUUGAACAGGAAUCUAUCUCUUUGCUCAUGCAUUAUGUUAUCGGUCAUCACUCAACUCAGACAAAGGAUUUCUCUCCAUUCCCUGAUUAUGCUAUAGACCCCACCCCUGUAGUGCGUUCAUUUCUUCUCCAGCAGCUAUUGCGCUCAAGGUAAGAGCAUUAAGAAACAAGCUAUUUCUCAAUGAAAGCACUCACACUUUCCUGUGCCUCUUAACAUGUCUGAUUUUCGUUACUCUUAUCUUCAAUUCACAUUAAAUUGUCCAAUUAACGAGGAGAUAAGUAUCUGCUAAAUUGUCUUUUAUUUUUAAAAUAGUGUGAAGUUGACAAAGUUGGUGAAAGAACAUCUGGGAGUUUUCUUUCAUGGGGCUCGGAACUUAAAACCUGAACCUUCGCACGUCAAAGAAGUCUGCUUCUUAUGCGUCCAGUGCAUGGAGGUGUGUAAAUUAAAGUAAUACUGUACUGGGGUUAGAGUAGUUCAACUGGAAUUAAAUUUUACUUUACAUACCCGAGAUGUUACUUAUUUCGCUUUUAUUAUAUGGAGUAAAUUGUACUAUCAAGUCCUAGAUGUUCUCAAAUCUAGCUACCUUUUCCUCAGGACAUCCUUAUCAGCCGUUAUCAAGCCAAAGUGGCCGAUUCGAAGGUAACAGUAAAGCUCAAACAUGCUAAAAAGACUUGCCAAGAGGCAUUAACAGCUCUCAAGGCCAGUGACGAGGAUUCUGCCGAAAUGAGCGCUCUCUCUCUGGAUGGGGUUGCUAAAGGACGUUACGUCUUAUCACUGGUGGUAGAGUACCUUUACAAGUUGUUCAUUGAGGGAGAUAGCAGCUACAAAGACCUUGACGCCAAGAGAGAAGUGAUGUUAUUAUUAGAGUCUGCAAGGAAGCUUUGCGUGGAAGUGUCGAGUUCGACACCGCAGCUUUACCUGAUCAAACAGCUUGUCUGGCGGUAUGGCUUGGACUGUGUCCGAACUCUGGGUGAAUAUAAGGAACUGGCGUGGAUUCUACCUCCAGAGGCCAGACAGCAGGUAGACAAUGAAUGAUUAAUGAAUGGAUUUCGUUAAAUGUGUGAGAACUGAAUCAUUAAAGAGAUAUUGUAUGCACAUAUCGUAAAUAGACAGGAAAGGAAAACUCUGGAUGUAAGGAGGAUUCAAUUUUGGUAAGUUCUGACUUUGUAGUCAGGUGCUCUACUUACUGUGAACGUGUUAACGAGGCAGGCCAUCUACUAUGAGAAGUAAAUUUCUCUGCACUUAAAAAGAACAAAUAUACUUAAACCUCGGGAAUAUCUCUCAAAAAAACCACAAGUGUUUCCAAAGCGCAACGGUUGAGGACUGGAGGAGCGGAAAAGAGGAAGAAUUUUGAAAAUCUAGAAUCUUUCCGUCCUCUUUUUCUACUGCUCAUAAUGGAACAGUUCGGUCAACUGUUUGAAGGCAACAAUCAUUUUACGUUUUACUUAUGGUAGUGCAUAUUGCUUGCUAUUGAUCUUUGGUCUUCGAUCUGUAGGAGGAGGAUAUAAUCCAAGACAGGUUUGUUGUUCAUGGAGACCAUUAUCGUGCCGUCCGUGAGGGGCUGGCCAAAACUGUCAUCAGUGGGAACAUCCAAGACAUUGUCACUGCCAUUACGGUUAGUGUUCCCUGUAUAUUUUUUUUCUAUUGUACCGUUUAUCUUCUUUACUAAUGAAAAGGUAAGGGUGAAGGCUGUGGAUUAUUGUGGGUUAUUUUGGAUUUUAUCAACUCCAGACAUCAGAAAUGACAGAUAUGUUUCACACGCGAUAAAGGAAUUUGAUGACUUGCGGCUUCCUAAUACAACUUGACGGUUAUACAAUAUCUAGUGAAUUAGAGAAAGAUGUUUUUCGUCUUGUCACCAGCGUGGGCCAAAGAAAAAAUUUUGAGCUCGGUAAAGAAAUAGAGGAAGAUGUUUUUUCGUCACGGGGACUCAGAAUUUUUCCUUUGUCCCACGCUCGUGACAAAACGAAAAAAAAACUUCCUCUAUUUCUUUAACGAGCUCAAAACUUGCCAUCUCUCGUAUUUCUCUCUGCUUAAUUGUUUGCAAUGCAUUCUUAGUAGUUCACAUUAUGUUAUUUCCUGGUCAUAAGCUUUUUUUCUUCGUUGGUCGCUUUCAAAAUUUGUUUACAUCAUGCGUCAGUUACAUUAUUCGUUAGUGGUGCAGCCCCUCCUAAGAAAUAUGCUGGAUCCACCCCUUGUGGAUUAUGAUGACAGUCUUAGUAAUUUGGUGCUAUCCACUGAGUUGAUAAUGAAAAUUGGCCACCCUUAAGAGUUUAUAAGCUGAUAUUCUAGCUUAACCCUUCGCCAUUCGCUCUGUUUCUUUAGAAACUUACCCUCUUUAAUCAGUUAACGUAAUCUUAGAAGACUUAGAGGUUAAAUUUUACAGUUUUACAUCUCACAACUAUAUUGGUGAGCAAAGUGUAAGUACCUUUUUAACAAUGAAGGCUAAGUCAACCAUCGAACAUCUUUUAUGAGACGUUUCCAUACAACUCACCAUGAGAACUUUUGAAUAUUUUUUCCGUAGGAAACAAGUUUACAAGAUGUCUCUAAAAAUGUAAUUCUCCUCCUGGUAAUGUACCGUGAAAUAACGAUGGUAAAUGUUUCUCCAGUCCAGACACAGAAUUUGUCUGAGGAGGUAAGAAAAACGAUUUACACUUUCCAAAGAAAAUUUAAUAUUGCUCUGUAUGCUUAGUCAUCCUCCCCCCUCCCUGAUUCGACACGCUCUUUCCUGCUGCUUUUAGAAAAGAAGAUAAUUUUUUUUGUCAGGUGAGAGUAAAGCUUGAUGAUUUCGUAAGAAAUGGAGGACACCUAGAUGAAACGGUAAGAACAAUUAAAAACAUGCACUCAUGUUUGCUGCAGAAUCGAUUGUCGUUGAGGUGAGUCGAAAAGAAAGGAACAAUUAGCAAAUUUUUUAAUUUUUGAUUUUUGUGUCGACUCGUGUGAAACCAGAGGAAUUGGUAGUUGUAUAGUCAACGCUACCAUUAUUUUGCUACCCUCUCUAUGUUUAGGCUGUUGAAAGGUACUUUUUCUGUUCGUAAUAAGCCAUGCGUAUCAUUUAGGCCCGACAUUUCGCCAAGGAACUUCUUGAAAACAAACAGGGUGGAAAUCUAAAGGAACUUCAAAUCUACAAUGGAAAGGGUCCGCAGGAGCACGCUUUGGCCGAAAUUGUGAUCCAUACAGUAGUAGCUUUGCAGUGCGUAGGUGAAGCAUCUUUGGCUCAGCCCCUUUAUGCUCUCCUGACUGAUCCAUCGAGUAUGAAGGUGAGUAUACACAGAUAUGUUAUCCUGAGCAUAGGUCAAAAUGAUAACGAUAACGAUAACAUCAAAGUUCUAUUGUUAAAAUGGUAAAGAGCAAUCGCAUAUCUUGUUCCACAGUAAAGGGGGUAAGUUUCUAAAUAAACUGUAGUGCAUGAGAGAGUAUAACAGGGUAAUUUAAUAUUAUCAACUGAGUUGAUAACGUUAAUUUCCCACGGUCAAGAGUGUUGAAGCUGACGUUUCGAGCGUUAGCCUUUCGUUAAAGCCCUUCGUCAUUCGCUCUGACAAAGGGCUGAUACGCGAAACGUCAGCUAUUGAACCCUUUACGGUGGCCAAUUUACGUUAUCAACUCAGUUAAAAAUACUAAAUUACCCUAUUCCACUGUAGUUUACUGACAGAAUAUCUGAUUUCUCCGUUGAUCUCCUGGUACAGAAUUCUUUCUUACCAACAAUGCCCGAGGAUAACUAUCUCGAGUGCAUGAAGGUCAUCGCUGAAACUAUGAGAGGCACUGGUCGGGUUGGAGAAUGGUAUGGUAAGUGUCUUUUUUUUUUUUUUUUUUUUUUUUUUUUUUUAGAAAUGUUUACGUUGAGAUUUAGCAGCGAUCUCAAAUAAGAAUGUACAAUUCUAGUGUUCCAACGAGAACUUUAAAAUUACUUCUUACGCUCUACUUUCUUUCAGAGUGUGGCAAUUGCAGAUAUGUGUAUUUCAUCGGGGAGGUAAGGAAAUAUAUUUUUUUUUACAUGGACACUAGAGCCUAAAGAAGACACGAAAUACUUUAAACUAAGAAAAUUACAACUAAACUUUAAGUUUAUUAGUAAUAUGAAAUCUUUCCCUGAGCAGAAUAUUGGCUUCAGGUAGAGGGAAAGUACCCAGGGUUCUGAUGGGGGAGAAGGGGUAGGGUGGUGGUUCAGAAUCCCUGGAACUCCUAUCUGGAUCCGCAACUGACUAUUAUCGGCCAAGAAAUCAAAGGUUGCGCUCGUAGAGACUUGCCACAAUGGGUAAGGGAGAAGGGUGUAAAUACGUUGCCAGUUGCCAAUUGCCCGUUGUCCGAGUAGAGAAAGCAUAGCCAGAAAUUCCGAAUCGCGCGUGCGCUAUUUUAAACUUGCUGAAGAAUAGAAGGAUCAGUAUGGGAUUCGUAUAAAACCUGUUUAUAAAAUUCGUAUGUUGGACGUAACCCCCACCAUCCCAAUGCCAGUUCGAAUGAUACUCAUCAGUACUUUCAUUGCGGAAUUACUUUGUUUUGGUAGAUCAAACACUCGUUGCGGUUUUCUCGGUUGUUACUUGCAGCGUUUUAUUCUGAAGAAAUGCCCUUUAAAGCACACAAAAUGGCGCCUACCUUCGUAAAUGCCACUCUGAACAUCUUAACUAAGCCGAAAUCCUCUCUUGUAACGAUCCAUCCCAAUCAAAUAAUUUAAGUUCAAAGAUAUCAUUCCACAUUUACGGCAAAUCGUACUUUGUAAACCCUGAAAAUAUUGCGGCUUUUUUAGUCUUCUUUCAGCAAAUACGAACGCAUCCACGAACAGUAAUCCUACUUCGAUCGCGCGGAAAAAAAAGUUUUGAAAGCCUCUGUUGCUCGCACUAAAUGCUGUAUAACAAUGAUCGCCAUUUUGAUACCAACAGCUUAUUGACAGAUAAGACUGGUAUCUACAGGAGGUGAUUACGAGGCUGGAGGCUCGGUGCAACAGGCCUUUUUGGUGGGAAUUUCAAAAUUUUUGUUUUGAUUUCCCGCGAAAAAAAAAAACAAAAACAAGAAUAAAAAAUGUCUGAUCGCUACCCGGUCCGUGAUCCUCCUCGUACAUAUUUGCAAACAAAAUAACGUGAAGGUGGUAAUGAAAUUGUAUUCUCACUGGCAAUUAGGAAUACCACACUGAUACAGUGGCACAAAUUGAAAAGAGAAACCCAAAGCAUUGCAUAUAUUGACAUGUUAAAUGGAAUCAUCCCUGGCCAUGCGUUAAAGAUCAGUUGAGAGAGUGAUCGAAUUGAAGGCCGACUUUCAAACCAUUGUUCUGCUGCUUCAAUCACAAAUCAGAUUCUGAACACAAGAUGAAAAUUGUAAAACAGAAAGGGACAUGAGGAAAAAUUGUGUAGGCUGAUUAUUUUGAAAAGUGAAGUGAUCUUGGUAAAGAAGUUGGGAAGUAGAUCUUUGUGCUAUUCAGUCAAAACUUGAAAAAGAAAUCUGUAACUGGAGAGUAAAUAUGAAAAUCUUGAGGAAAAAAAGGAGAAACUGGCCAAAGAAAUGCUUUCAGAGAUUGAAAAACAUUAUGUCAGAGAAAAGGAAAGAACUAGAAAACUGAACAAUGAAAAUCAACAACUGACUAAGUACAUUGACAGGUUACAGAAUGGAAACUUGGGGAUUCACAGAUGAGCUGGAAUUCCAGACCUCAAAACAAAACAAGCACAAACUGAAAAUUAAAAGAACUAAAGACUCAAGCACAGAAGGCACUUAAUCUAGUAAAAAUAAUUGCCCUGGAUUUACAGCUUUUGAAAUAUAAAGACCCUAACAGUAAUGAGAGUUUUUCUAUAAACUACUCAACUACAAAUCCUCCCAAUCCACAACCAGAACAUGGUAGUGUGGCUUCCCCAAAAUCAAAAUAUGACUAACUUCAUCCUGAUGACAAAAACACAGUGGAGAGCAUACUCUUUUUAAUGUAAAUUUUCACAUUUGCAUUCAAUGCUGAAUGAACAGUUACUGAGGCAGGUUAAAUUUAUGCGUACGCAGAUGUAUGUUCACUCACAAAGCACUGUGCCUCAACAGAUUUGAAUGUACACUUACAAAGAUUAAAUUACACGGCCAACAAAGUUAGAAUUUACAGAUUUGAAUGUACACUUUCAAAGAUGAAUGUACACUUAAAAAGUUUAUCUGCCUUUUUAAUACAGAGUUGAAUGUACACUUGUAACAAAGUUAUACAUACUAAGAGAGAUGAAUGCACGCUUGAAACUGAAUGUACUUACUGACCACUUACACUUAGCAUAUCCAUCUCAAAAUUUGUAUGGAAUAUUUUCCACUGUCUCAUGCAAAACUCAUAAUUUUUAUUUAAUCUGAAAAGAGCAUAUUAGGAGAAUAUUUCUUUUAUUUUGAAAUCACAUGUAUGAUUACAGACCUAAUAAUACACAUGGAAAAGUUGCUCAGUUCUGAUUGGUUAAGAUAAAUGCAUUUUUCAGGUAAUUCAGUGCAGAAGAGGGUUAAUUCAGUGCAAAGAAAGUAGCAAAUCAGACAUUCUGAUUGGUCAAUAAUCAAAGAAACUCACAGAUAGCCAAUCAAAUGCAAGCCUUAGAUGUUGCAACAAAAUUUGAAAAUUUGUGAGCAAAACAAUAGCAGGUAGGUUUUCUUUUUCCACCGCCGCUGAAAAACAGCUCGAACAAUGAAGACACCAUAAAAAGCACUGCUUUUUGGUCGUCGGUUUGGAAAAAGUGGUGUUUAGAGAAGGGAAUUGCCAAGGAAAUCAAAAAUUAUGAGCCGACCAAGCUUAACACAUUAAAAAACAAGCAUGGUUAAACCUCAGAAACAACGAUUCCAUUUCAUGGAAAGUGAUUCGGACACAGACUGAACAAUUCCUUGAACUGUUUAGCCAGACUCUGAACUUUUUUUCGCCUUAAAGAUGUGAAGAUAUCAUUGCAUAUUAUUGUUUUGAUCGUACGCAGUUGUUUUGACCGAAUGCACGGUUUAAAUAAAUUAUUUUUCGACUUGAUGCACAUGCUUUGCUUAUGUUUAAUUAUGAUAAGCCAUCUCAUAUUUUUCCAUGUAUAUUAUUAACUCGUAAUCACAUGAUUUUUCUCGUGCAAUUUGGAAUAAACAAUCACUUGUUAAUUUUUUCAAAGACCACAAAUUGCACUCGCCCUACAGGUUUGUGCAAUUUUGUUCGUCUUUUAAAAAAUUUACUCAUGCUUAUUUAUUCCAAAUUGCACUCGAAAUCAUGUGAUUACCUAUACAAAUUGCACUUUUCUCAGUUCAAUUACCACAAUUAAUUUUAUUAAAGUAGCUCUUCAUGAUUCAAUCAUUUAGAGCCACUUCAAUUAAAUUAAAAAAAAUGUUCUCCUGAUAUGCUCUUGGUAACAAAGUAGAAAUCCCACCAAUACCCAUUUCAUACUUCUUUGGGGACCAAGAAAUAUACGUUUUAACCGUCAUAGGGUAAAAAAACCUUCAUUCCUUGACCAUGACAAUCCACCCAAGAAUCUCACCCAAGAGGAAAAUAAACAGCAUUGAAAUUAUCUUUUUCAAAAAAUGUCCGUCUCUCCCUCGACACUCCCUUACCAGCAAACAAGAAACGAAAAACAUUCCCGAAAAAACAACCUUACAGGCAAAUGUGACCGCGAUUUCAAGUGCCGUUCGACGGCCACCCUAAAAGAAUACACAUUUUCUGGAAUUAUUGCAACGUCCGGGCUUGGCCUGUUGAAUAGUUCCUCGCAUCGAGGUAAGAUACCCUACUCUGGCUCCCACGAGGCUUCGUAAGGCAAGUAGCCCUUCCUUAGCAAGCAUUCUACCUAAUUAAAUGAAAGGCAAAAAAAAAGCCUGUGCUGAUUUCGACUGAAUUCAGUUAAAAAUAUAUAAACACAAGCGAGCACGUGCGAAGACAGGCACUACGGCCAAACACUUACCGUUUCAUCUGUUUCCCGUCUUUCGACAAGCCUUUCGACUUCCCAAUAAGUCGAUCCUCCUUACUAGAUUAAUUUCUGUGGCUGGACAAAGUCGGCAUCCGCGGAUGAAAUGGCAUUUAAUAUCAAAUACCCAUUCGAAAGUCUCUCGUGCGACGUCAUUUUGCUUUAAUUAAGGUGUUUACUUUAAAAGAGGGACCAAUCACACGCUAGCUUUCUUGACAUGCUGUCAUGUGUGCUGGCGCGUAACAGAAGUAAGCACCACCCUCUUUGGUUCGGAAUUUCUGGCUGUGGAACUUAAUGUACUUUACGCAUAGUCACCGGUGUUCAUUGUGCUAAUUAACAUGGAUUUUAUUUUUUUGGAAAUAGUGUUCUAAACCAAUGGAGCAGGGCAAAUGUCCAGGUUGUGGAAAAGUAUUGGGAGGGAAGGAUCACGAGUUCUUAGGAGAAUACAGAGUUUCUGAGAAGUAAUUUAAAGACAUCUUAUUCGACUAACUUAAACAUUUCUUUCUGUUGUUGGGAAAAGAUAUUUUUUUUCAUCACACGUUGAGGACUUAUUUUUAUCAAAGAGAAGACCAACGUUGAGAUGUUUUGAGUAUUAUUUUGUGCAAUUUGAAAGACUAACUUCACCAGAAAGGAUACUAGAAAAUGGUAGCUUUGAAGUCAGAAACACAAAAGAAGAAAGUAAUACACCAAGAAAGAGAGAUGUUCAAGGAUGGAAAAGAUUACAAUGGAUCAAGAGGAUGUAAACUGUGUGGUCUAUAUUCCCUUGAAUGGAUUCAAAUGACCAACUUAAAAAUUUAGUCUUGCUAUAGCUAUGUUAGGGUAUGAGUGAGUGAGUGAGUGAGUGAGUGAGUGAGUGAGUUAUGGUAUGUGACAAAAGCAUUUCGAUCUUGACCCAAUUUUUUUUGACCGAUGUUUCUUGGUACUUCCUAUCGUUUCAUUUCGUUUCGUGUCAUAUUUCUUCUGGCUUAUUUCCAUCAAGGCAUUAUGUUUUAAGCUCGUGACACUACAUCAGACGUAUCUAUUGUAAAAACUUUUAAGCGCAUUUGAUUAUCUAAGUGGUAUGUACUUUUCAACUUUCUAUCUCUAGGAAAGACAGGACUAAAACUGGCCAUGCACUCGGAGAACCUGGCUCGAGACCUACGAACGCAGAACCUCAGAGAGACAUGCCACCGAUAGUGUGCAGCUUGCUGAGGAUUAUCAUGCACUCGUCUAUGGUCAUGGGAGCAUCCAGAAAUCCACAGGUGAUUAGUCGUUAUACACAGUAGGCGGCUGUAAGAAAAUGAACUUUCUGGUAACUUUUUUCUUAGCUGCAACCCCUCUGAAUCCCUGUUUUGAUGUAGAUUUGAUAUAGAGAAGAGGAGUAUACGGUUCACGCGAUAUUUAGUUUGACUGACCAGUUUUUAGAGUGAUAGGAAGUCUCAAAUUAAAAUAAUGAUAGUUAUAAUAAUAAUAAUAAUAAUGAUGAUGAUGAUAAAAAUAGUCUUAAGGCUUUAUUUACAAGGGUAUACAAAGCACAGCCAAGGAGCUGAACUCAGGGUAACCGAGAACAGUGUGGAGGUCCUGAACCCGGUACCACCAGAUUCCAAGUCCAGUUUCUGAGUGGAGAUAACUUUGUCUAAAAUCUGAUGGAACAAAUAUCUCUUUGGUUUUAAUUAACGAAAGCAGCCAAGUUUUUUCUCAUCUAUCUAACUCUUGAGUACAAUUUGAAAUCUUCGAUUUUUUUCUUCAAAGGCAACCGUACAACUGAUCACACCUUCAUGCUCGUCGCAGUCUGUGGGACAGUUUUUAUGGCAGCACUUGCAGAGAGACCUGGAUGUUCUCAGUAGAGCAAUCGGGUGCAGUGUUGAUAACGCAGCUCUGACGGUUCAUCUAGCAUUACAGCGGAUGAUCUCGCUAAAUGGGGGAAAAACCGGUACAAGCUUUUACACCUUAAAAUUAGUGUAAAAACACAAUUUGAUGAACGUGCAAACUCUCAUCCGAUGAACACCCGUACCGUCGAGGAUAAAUGGCUCUAUUCUUUACCAAAUCGUGCUUUAGAAACUGGAAAUUUGCACUUUUGUCUCUCGUGCGCAAGCUCUAGCCGUCGUCAUAAUUUAACUAUGACCAAUUCCAACAUUAAGGAGUCAAUUAGCUCUGGUUGCGAAUUCUAAAAAAGUGAACAUAUUGACCGUAAGCCCUCGAACUGACCGAAAAUUAAAUUAAGGACUGGUUCGUAGGUAUGAGUAAAUGACAAUUAGAUAACAGAUGAUACCAUAAUGUGGUUGUAAAAUUAGAAAAAUGAAAAUAAAUGAUGCACGAGUCGCUGGCUGAUGUUGCUGAAUAGUGUUCAUGAUGAACUGGCGAAUGGCAGCAUAGUAAGGAGAAUCAACCGAUUCUGAUGACGACAUACUCACUUUUGCCUUCUCGUUGAUCAAACUAAAAAAUGAGUUCAGCAUAUUGUACAAAAAUUCAGUAUCUCUUUCUAUUUUGCUUUCCAGUUUGUUUGUUAUUGCCCAGUGUUCUCAUUUCUCUCCAUACUCUCCAGGAAAUGACCAUGACAUGCGUCUUCAAACCCGGGAAAGUCGCCGCAGCUGGGAGAAAGCUUUUUGCUCUGAGAUUCUUGUUCCUGUCAUCACCGUACGUACUCUUAAAAUUGAGCGAUUUCUUUUUGUUUGUUUCGCUAAUUAGUUUGCUACAUACGAUCUUUAUGCGUAUGGUAACGCGCCAGUGUAAUUCUUAUUUUUGCAUUAUCUUCCUAGCAUCUUGACGAGAAUCUCCAAAACGCCUCAAGACUUUUGAUGGGAGACGAGAGAUUUGGUAUGCUUUUCCAUAUUACUUGUUGAUGCAGAAACAAAUGCGCGUCAAGCUAAUGAUAGUACUAGGACUAGUGGAUUGGAGGGCUUUAGUGUCAUCCCUGAAAGAGGAGCUAACUCAACCUUAGCUGAUAGUGAGCCGUAUUUUUCUGGAGACAUCUACAAAACAAGUUUUACAAGCACUUUUAUCGUUGAGUGCCUUUUUUGUUUUUCAAUCUUUGCUGAAGCGUGCACAGUUAAACAAACUCUGGCGAAACUGUUUAAUAUAAGCUUGGUAGCAAACGGAGUCUGUAAAAUGAGAAGAAUUACCCGAAGAUAAUAUUUUUGAAUGGAGGAGAUUGACUCAGCUCGUAAAUGACAAAUUUUCAAUAUAUUAAGGCGACACUUUUCAAGUGAAACAAUUUUUCACACGUCUUCGUAUGGUGUCAUUUUCAGGAAAGGACCCACUGGUACGUCAACUUUACGAGUUCGAUGAACAGAUUGAAGACUUAUCUCAAGGCGUCAGGCCCAUGUCUCGCGCUCUUUGGAAGUACAGACACCAUAUAACUGUUGAGGAACUGAGUAGCUCUUUUCAAAAAGAAGUCCUAUCUGGUGGCGGAGGGAAAUUCAAAGUGUUGGACGCUUUCCUCAAACAGGUAAAAUCAACAUAUUGCUGCAAAGAGUUGGGGUUCUGUGCUACAAAGAAAAAAGUCUUUCUUGUAAUUCAAACCCCUUUUUUUGCCUUAAUUUCGGGCAGCAUCUGUUCAUGAAAAACCGAAGGGAGUCUGCUUUAUAAGUCUCUAUCUUUACAUGCUUUUUCUUUUUCAACAAAUGCAGGAACACAGGUUGCGUUUCGUUCAGUUUCUGCCCGAUGUUGUUCGCCUCCAGCGUCUAUUGAUGGACAGAUUCCACCGACGAAUUGACAGAACAGAUGCUGAGAAUUAUACCGUCCGUGAAUUUCUCAAGGACCUUCCCAAAGGUACUUAAUAAGUUACAAACGUGUAUCCGAUAUAGCCAAUGCCAUGGCAAUUGUUCAAUGCAAAAGGUUGAUGUUUUGAGCUGCUUUUCAAACAGUAAGCUGCAGUUAGCAGAUGCACCUUUCCCUGUUAGUUUUUCCACAGGAUAUUUUAGACGACGAGAAUGACGGAGUUGUCAAAGCUGUAGCAUUUCCACCUCUUCGAAAUGUGACUUCUAAAUUUCAAUUUUGUUUAUUUAUUCGUCAAGAAAAAUUUUCACGGUCAGAAUUUUCUUGAGAAGUCUUGUCGGGUCAUCUGCGCAAGUAAAUUGCGUCCUAGACAAGAUUUUGCUUGACAAGUCUCUGUGUUUGACAUUUUCCGUGCAACUUCUCCUGGAUAACAAUAUUUUUGUAUGAAUUUUACUGAAGAGAAAGUUGCCAGUGUUAGUGCAACUGUGAUGACUCUUGAAGUAAACUUUAAUUCUGCUGAAAUCAAAUUUGUCUCCAGGAUCUGUGAAAGAGGAGUAUACGAACCUUUUCCAGAGUUUCAAGAAUGCUUGGAAUGCUUGCAAGUCAUUUCUCGGUGAUCAAGGUACAACGAUUGUUCCGUUUUUCCAGGGUACAUGGAAGAAGGCUUGAGUGAUUCUUGAGACCAAAUUUGGUUUUUUUGUAAUUAGUGUUUGUGGAGUUACUUAAAAAUUUAUGUGAGCCCCGCGUGGUGAGAUAAAAAAGGGCCAAACUCAUGAGUGAUGCUAAAUUUAGACUUUGAUGUGGAGUGAAAACUUAGUCCUGAAAUGAUAUCUCGAACAUUUGAAUUGGCGGUUUUUAAAAAGGAGCGCACUGAUUUAUAACAAUGGGGUCUUUUCCUUCGGUUAUUCCUUUUAUCAAUCGAAUUUUUUUAAUGUGGUUUUAUUUCAACGCAGGCACAAAUUCAGUAUUUUCGUUGAUUGUUUGCUCUAGCAGUUUUACCUUGCAGUUUUUGAGUACUCUCAUCGGGUUCUAAUUUGUCAUUCUUUACACCCUAAGGUCGCCUGCGCGUCCCACAAAACCUUUGUAAUACCACAAUGGACAACGACUGUCCAAUCGCGAUAGUUCUCCCCUGCACCACCGGGAUGGGAGUUUGUUCGACCUCGCUCACUUUCUUCCUGGUUAAUGCAAAUAACGAGUCUCUGGGAGCCUACCGUAGUGCAACUAAUCAAAACAGGUACAUAACUUUAUAAUGACUAGCUUACGUGUUGCUGUUUUCCUUUUACCUUCUGUAGAAGCAAAAAGUUGAUCGACGUGAUCUGACUCGGGCGUCGAUAACGUUUUUCUACUUAAUUUAGGUCUGGGAUGUUUGUCAAACUGACUGAGCUGCAACAUGAGACUGAUAUCGGCAUCCUGCAAUCAGUUAUCGUCUCCCCCAAAGGCAGCUUUAGAAUGUGAACAUGUAUGAAUUGAAGCUACUAUUUUCGAGAAUAAUGUACAUCGGAAAUAGUUACGAUGUUGAUGAAAAUCAUUUGCCAUCAGUUCUGCUUAGUCUUGGAUAAUUACCACCUAAGCAUAGCACACUAACUAAAAACAAUCACGAUCUCUUUUCUGAUUGGCCGAAAGCCUUCAGCGAAUUUUCGAAAUCAGCGCCUGGGACGUCAUCUAACUGCAAAUUAUACAAUAAUCAUGUCAAGGACACUCAAGGUCACGGGUAAUCAUGUCCUGUGUAACUACAGUGCGCGAUUUCCAAGGGUAAAUCAUGUCAAGUUCGUGCGCUUUGUGUUGCUUGCUGAUUUGAAUACUUUUACACGUUUAUAAAUAAAUUAUCAGUUCCAACUGCUGUUGUGACCACUUUUUUUUUCGUUCACGUAUGAUAAAACAAUUAUUGGAUUCAGCUUUGUAAUAUCCAGAAAAAUCAUGGUCUUGGCAAGGGUUAUCAGCCGAAGCCGAAGGAUGAGGCUGAUAACUCCUAUCUCGACCUUGAUUAUUCUGAAUAUUACAAAAACCUCAUCCAAUGAUUGUUUUUAAGACCCAACUAUACAUCUCAUCUGUAAUGUUAUUUUUCAUUUAUAGUCCCUUGGAGCGUGUCUCCGUAUCAGAGGUGACCUUGUCGCACUUAAUAGCCUAUGAUCCUGAGAGAGACCUGCUGCCCCUCAUCCUGGCUCAUUGUAACUACUCUCUGGAGGUGGGACAGGAGACCUUGGUUCACUAUGAUUGGGCAGCUCUGGAGAGACAGCUGAUUGACAGGUUGUUGAGGGGAAGGCCUUUUGUCGAGUUCAAGGUAAGGUGGAAGUAUUUAGAACACAUAAUAUAUGAUGAGAAAAAAGCAUUUUCAGUUUUUCUGUAAAAUUUUUCACCGCACAGGAAUGUAUUUAUUCUUUUCAUUCCCUUACCUUGAGUCUGCUUCAUCUUACUGCAAACAGUUUCAAUCUCAUUUUUUUUAUGGGCACGUUUCUCUUGUAAAGAUAUAUCUCAAUCAGUCUCAACAAUUUCAGUUGAUGGAUAACAAAAGCUUACUUAUUUUGAAAUUUCAAAGAUGGGACUCCCGUGACAGAUACAGCCAGAAUGGAAGUUAUUUCGUAGGGUAAUUUGCACACUGCUUCAGUUUCUGGGAAGUAUGUUACAAACAACGGUGUCAACCCCUUUUUCCUUACACUUCGUGCUAUUCAUCCUUUUUUACCUUUCUUUCAUUUACUUGUCUUACUGGUCAGUAUCUGAUGACCAACAAUUAGAAAAAAACAAAAAAAUUAACAAAACGAACAUUCCUUUUUAAAGACGCGUUUGGAGCUUCGUUAUGACCAUCCCUUCGCAACUGGAAGAAGAAUUGCGACCAAAGUAAUUGUAAUAUCUGACAGCGCCUUUUCUUCUUUUGUUUCAGGACGAACGUGUUGCGUUCAGCCGAGACACCCGAGAUGACGCAGUUUUCACUUCACUCACUGGAAAAAUUCCUCAGGUAAAGUUCAUAGUUUCCCUUUUUUUUCGUUUUAAUAUAUACGUCUAACCAGUGUACUGUAGAGUUCUAGAGCAGAAAUUUGCUUUCGUCUUAGUCUCAGUGAUGCACCCUGGAAAAUAAUCUGAAGGUUUGGAAUGUUUGAAAAGGAGAUUUGGUGUUGGCGGCUGUCUAAUAACGCUUGAUUGGCGAUACAAACUGGGGAUUUUAGAUUGGGAAAACAUUUCAAAUUACCUUCGUUUAUGAAAUAUGUAUUUUUAUUAUUUCUUUUUUCUCAUUUACUUGCAACCUAACUUUUUGUAGUUUCAUUGGGAACGAAAUCUUGCUUCAUUUUUUGUUGUUUUGUCAUCUAGUCUAUCUUUGAUUGUAUUUUUGGGAAACAGGUUUAUAAGCACGUGGAUCCGUCUUGACCACGGAAAGAGCAUUAUAUUCCACUUACUAACGUGAUUAACUUUUCCAUCCAGCUGUUUCAGUUAACGAAAGCAGGUUUUCAGCUCUGAAUUGUUUUUGCUACGUCGACAGUAAUGUAUUUAUCGCAUUAUUAUGAUGUUAUUGUUUGUAUUGGUGUGGUCAAGAUCCAAGGCACUUACACCAAGUGUUUCUUUGAAGGAAUCCAUUUCCCGCGUCGUCGAAAGUCAGAUUAUUAAUGAUCUGCGGUCUUCCUUGUCUGAUGUCUGUGAUGUUAUGUCGUCGCUGGAUAUUGCCAUUGGUUUUCUCGCCUCAUCGGGUGGUCAGCCGGAGAGGCCUUUAAAAUGGUACUUACAUGAGGUACUUAAGCUACCCAAAGAUCGAGGUCUCAAGAGUCCAACAGUGAGUACAUUUCUCCUUUUCAUUUCACUCACUUAACCCUUUAACUCCCAAGAUCUCAUUAGUAAUUCUCCUUUCUGUUUCUCAGACAGUUCUUGUGAUGUUAGCUUGGAGAAUUUGGUAUUGGAUCAACUUAUAAUCCACUAACUGAUAUUUUUCUUUAUUCUCAUCACUUGUCUGUUUGAUAUUGUAUUGAUAUUGUAAGGAGAAAUACUGUUUUGGUCACUUGUGGGAGUUAAAGGGUUAAGCAGUCAUCCUUCUUGACUGGUGCAAAGCUCCCAACACCAACAUGUAAAUCAAAAUGUUCUUGUUUGUUGCUACAAAAACUAAUUUCUGGACGCCAGAGGUUUUGUAGCUCUCGAACGAUGUGUGAGAGAUGUCUAAUAAUUAUUUUCGAUUAGUUGACUGAAGGAGAAGCCCUGUUUUCGACUGUUUGCUCCUACGCCAGGAAUUGUUCUAUGUAAAAGUGCUUUCACUCUUGUAUAGGUUCUUAUGGAUUAUGCCAUCUUGUUGCAGGCAGAGCAGCACUGCAGUUUGUCCCAUACCCUGGCAUUGUGGCGGCUUAUGGCUCUCGAGAGAGCAAAAAUCAAGUCAAGGAACAAACAGGUUAGAUUUGAAAUGAUUUGUGGUUUAAUUUUCGUUCUGCGUAAUGUCCGUCAUUUUUUCACGAACCUUAGCACUAUAGCAUUCGUUCGUUUGCGAAUAUAAAGAGCAAUUUCAACUUCGUUCAAAGUGUUUUUAAUAUGCUGUACACGAGAUGUAUACCUCUACUUUACCGCAAGGUUAGGAAAGGGUAGUUUUGAUUUUAAAAGUUUGGUGAGGUGUGUCUGAUCUCGUUAGAUCCAUUUUCAAACAAACUGUUUUCGGAAAUUUUUUUUCAGGAGCCUUUUGAGCAAUUAUCUGACGUUUUCAAGGAAAAACUAGGCUCGAGCGAAAAGACCAGACUAAAUCGUGUGUUGCGAAAAAUCGACAUGGACAUAUUUCUGCCGCAGCUCCUGCAAAUUAUUCUUCUGAAUGUCAAAAAAGAUGGCGAAACGAUUUCGACGAUGAGGUAGGACAGGCUAUUCGAAAUGCCCCAUUCUCUAAUGCGUUAAUUAAAUAAGAACCAAAGUCGUUAUUCUUAUCUUGCACUUCUUACAGUUGGUUUCGUAACUCUAGGAAAUAAUGCCUUCUCUCGCAAGUGUGGAGCUAUGAUGUACAAACCGUGACAGCCACGAGAUUUCCUUAUUAUGCCUAAUUUAUAGACUUUUGGCUUUUAAGAAACCUUUUUUCUCAAAAAAAAAAAAAAGUAACUUUUUUAGGUAAUACUAUUUCCUGGGAGGGAUGAUAUCGUCAGUGUCUUUUCUUGUAUUUGAACCGAAGGUUCUAAUGAUAAACACUUUACUGCACCUUGUUGUCCAAUUUUCACUAAAUUUCCUCUUUAAUUCAAAGCUACUUUCGUAUUUUGUAAAAGAGCUUGUUGUUCAAGUCCACGCUCAAUUCUUUUUAGCAGUUGAAAAUAGUGAGAUCCUGAUAUUGCUAAUUGCUAGGGUAGAAGAGUCAGUUUACGGCACACUCUCUUGCGGCUUUAGAAAUCCUAAUUUGGUUGUGAAGUACUAUAUUUUAACAAGUCUAAGAUAUAACUACAAAUUUAUUGCAGCUUUGAAGAGUAUUUGGAUUGUUGUUUAGCCAACAAAAGCUUGGAACAAAUCCCAGGAACUGAGAACAUCCCGGACAGCAUCAAAAUGGCGCACCUAAAGGACGUUUGGAACUCCGCAGUCCAGCUGAGUGACGACUUCCACAAAGAUCGUCAAGCAGUUUAAUCUUAUGCUUGAGGAGCGGUCAGUUCAAAACUCAAAGGCAGUGGUGUAGUUCGUUUUUAGAAAGCCUAAGCAGUCAACUUUUUUUUAGUCAGUAAAAGAAAUGAAUGGGUACAUGCUGAAUUUUCAUAACAGUUUGGAUUCUGGCUUCAGUUUUCUCUCGUACAAUAAUGAGGUACUAGAUACACAUAAUAACAAAUUAAUUUGAAAAUGUUGGCACGUAAUAAAUACUGCCGUUUUUGUAGCUACUUUAAGGUACUUCGUUGCUGUAGUUUAUGAGUAGGGGCAGCCAGUUUCUUUUGCCACGUAUAUUUACCUUUGGUUUAAUUAUAGUGUUAAAAAAAUUAUUCUCGAUGCCAUCCUCUGCAAAAAUAGUAGGAAAAGCAGAAGCUUUUAUGUACAUGAAAACUAAAGCAGGACGGUGCUAUUGAUUAAUUUUUCAUAAUUUUUUUCUUAUACAAUCUAAAGAUAAAUCAAAUUGCAUCAGCUGAGAAUGAUAUUAGUAUGUAAGUUUGAACCGCACUUUGAAUAAAUGUCAAGUUAGUAUAGAAAAGUAUCUCUUUCAUUAAACUUUUGCAGAAUUUU